This is a messenger RNA of Pelobates cultripes (western spadefoot toad), 68437 nucleotides long. The record is from the annotation of a GenBank genome assembly. NCBI's taxonomy places the organism in Eukaryota, Metazoa, Chordata, Amphibia, Anura, Pelobatidae.
CCUGCUGGCUGACCUCAGCUCCAUGCUGUAGCCCUGUCUGGAAUGUAAGGGAGAAAGGGGAGGAGGGGCUGCUCCACCCACAUUGGGCUUUUCCACAGACAAGAGGAAAGAACAGGGGAUGAAAAGGGCCUCUCACACAAGCUUGUAAACUGCUGCCCGUGAGCUGCAGGCAAAGAAAGAAAGAAAGAAAGAAAAAAAAAUUAAAGAAAUCCCUGAAAGGAAGGAAAUGGAAGGAUCAUGGCAUCAGGGAAGGUGAUUCACCAUCCUGUAACUGUACACCCUGCUGCACCUCAGGUCACCGUAUCAGAAGCCAUACAACACCCCAGGCACUGCCGGAUUUAAAGGCUAAAUGGAGAGAGUUUCUGCAGAGCCCAGCACAUUGUUGUCUACCUUUGCUAAGGAAAGGACACAGGCUCUGGAUGAGCAAUUGCACCAAGAGGCAGGACGAAUAUAAACUGAGAAUGGACCCCCCUGCUGAGACCAGGCACAUGCAGUCAUACUAGGGGAAGAAGCAGAGCAGGGGUCAUGCUUUAAGCAUUUUUAUUUUAUUUUUGGUGGAUCUCUGAAGUGUGUGUUCCAGGCAGGAGGUUCCCUUGGAGGAUCUCGCUCUGAUCCAGCUCUGCUCCCAUUGCACAUGACGGAGAAGGCUUUGGCAGGAGGGUGCCCUCUGUUCUGGCUAUCACAUUGCAUUGCUGCUGCCAUCAGAUACUCAUAUAACCUCUGGAGGUUCGGCUGAAACUGGGUGUUAUUUAUUGAUUUAUUUUUUUGUAACAAAAAAAAAUAAAUACUUUUUUUUUUUUUUGGUGAUUGCACGUGCCAAAUGCGCAGCUGCGGCAGCAAAGGAGAAGUGGUCGCAACGUACUGAAUGAGUGGCAGAGGCGCUCCUUGCCGGUGAGAUGAUGGAUGGUGAAGGUGGUGGCGAUGCUGCUGUAGCCGUUGCUGAUAUGACCAAACUGGAAACAGGUCCUGAUGGUGACAGGAGACUAGAUGAUGUGCAGUUAGAAGGGGAGACAGAAAUUAUGGUGGAGCAGAUGCAACUCUCACCAUCUCAGGCGACCUCGGACGAGGCAGCAGCCACCCCAGACCUUCUGACCAAACAGCAUGGGGUGAAGAGACAUCAUCACAAACACAACCUGAAGCACAGGUAUGAGCUGCAGGAGACACUGGGAAAAGGCACCUAUGGAAAAGUGAAGAGGGCUAUUGAGAGAUUUUCUGGCAGAGUGGUGAGUAUGUUAUACUCUCUGGAAUUUGACUAUUUAAAAGGAAGCUUUUAGAAUCCUAAAAUAUUAAAAUAUUAUUGCUAUCUUGCAACCUCUUUAAGGAAUUAACACAGAAUUCUAUGGGGUUAGUUUCUUUUUUUGGUAAAACAGGUGUCAUCCUGGGGCAACGUUCUAACGCUCACAUACAUUCUACUGGUUUCCAUGGUAACUGCUCCACGUUUAACAUUCAUUCUACUGGUUUCCAUGGUAACUGCUCCACGUUUAACACUUUGCCCCAGAGUUGUGCAUUGUCAAAAAUUCCCCCCAUAUUUCUUAAAUAUCUCUAAAAAAUACAUUUUGAUGGUAGAAUUACUCUUUCUUCUGCUUGUUAAAGUCUGAAGAAAUGUAUCAAUUUCUGUUAUAAACAUGCAGUGAAAAACUCAUAUAAUUCUUUUAUUUCCAAUCUCUAUGUGAGGUCUUGCAACAGCCUCUCUGACCUUUGGAUUCAAAUAUGCCCAAGGCUCCAGACAGAUCAGCGGGUAGCAGUUUAUAGCUUGUACUGCUAUGAUCCAGCAUAGAUGCAUAACAGUUACACUCCAGAGGGUGUCAGGUGAAUGCAUCUUGUCCCAGACAGAUAUUUUUUAUUGACAUAUUAGAAAUGACUCUGACACAUGGGCCUGCUGUGGGCUUUCUCGAGAUAAUCUUUCAAAUAUGUUUGACUACAUCACAAAUAAACUCAUUCCACGCGUGUCUUCUUCCACAGAUAAAAUGCCUUUGAAAUGACAUCUAUUUUAGAUUAAGUAAUUUAACUAAUCUAACUUUGUGAACGCUACGCAUAAAUAUAUACGCAGGCUUGUAUAAAAUUUCCAGUUCCAUCCGUACUGUUAUUCUCUCAAAUAAUUGACGCCUCUAUAUCCUUUGCCUUUUUGAGAAUCCUGUUAUUAUUUUACUUUUUAGAGAUCUGUAUCUUUGCUACUAGGUUCAUUGUUUGCUACCCUUAUCCUAAAUUCUAAUUUUAAGAUGAGACCAGAUGCUGGAUGCUGCACAUUGUGUAAAUUCUGUUUUUGGCAUUUGAAAGCAAUGACGGAGUCUGAUAGGAUCUAAUGUUGUCAUAGCAACAAUACCCCAUGCUUCCAUAGUUAUUGGAAGUCAGUGUAAUUCUGUAUCCUUCAGGCAUUUGAUUAAUGAUAACAUGUUAUUUGAGUCAAGUUGAAAAGAAUGUCACCACUGAGAUUUUUUUUUUUUGCAGCAAACCAAAUGAAGCAUUUGUGUUCCUGUGCAUUAAAUUAGGACUAACAACAAUUAAAGGAUCACUAUAACGUUAGGAAUGCAAACCUGUAUUCCUAACACUAUAGUGCCCUGUCCCUUGUUAAAUAUCGGCUGCUCCCCCUUUUGCAAUAAAAAUUAAUAGUUUUACUCACCAUUUUCUGUGUGCUGAGGUUCCCUUGGCGCUGCUGACCUCUCUGCCACCCGCAACAUUACUGAGUUUCCCCUUCUGUGAUGGUCCAAUCCAGCAGUUUAUAAAAAAAAAAAAAAACUCUGAUGUUUUCCAUUGCAGGGUUAACAGGACAGGUUCUCCUGCACCAGGACAACGUCAUUGAGUGGUCUGGGUGACUUUAGUUUCCCUUUAACUGUUUUUGAUUGCUGUACAUGGCUACAUAUAUAAUUUACAUUUACAUUUAUAUAUUUUUUCUCAUUCUCUGUAGGUUUAUUGGUAGAUAGCCACAAUAGUGUGAAAAACAAAGCCCACCAACUUCCAAACUGAAGAGUAGUCUGAUUGGCUGGCAUAAUGCAGUGCUCCAGUGUUAAGUAGACAAUAUAGGUAGGGUACCAUAUCCUCCGUGUUUUCGGGGACACAUAUAAUUUUGUCAUCUUUACGAAAAUGCAUGAAAAGGGCUGCCUUGCAGUAUGUAUAAUGCAUGUUCUACAGGAUUCUUCAUUGCCUAAUUACUUACUCAUAUACAUCUUCUUGUGAAUUCUACUUACUGCUGGGCAACUCUUUUCAUGUGUGUCCCUCAAUAUGAUAUGUGUCCCUGAAAACAAGGUGAAUCAGGUAACCCUAACUAUAGGCAGUAUAACUAUUUCAUAUCAUUGAAUUGUUUAUCGUGCCUGGAAUUCCUUUGCAUGGAUCCACUUUUGAGCAGUAUCCCUGGUUGCCCAGUGGAAAUAUGGUUAUGGCAAAAAUGAGUCAUAACAAUUUUUAAAGGGACACUUUAGACACCCAGACCACUUCAUCUCAUUGAAGUGGUCUGGGUUCACAGCCCCUGUUCCCUUAACACUGUAAUCUAAAACAUUGCAGUUUCAGACAUCCUAAAUAUUGCAGGUUUAAGACAUCCUUUAGGGGCUGUCUACCAGACAGCCACUAGAGGCGCUUAAGAUAUUUAUACAGAGUUUAACUCCGUGAAAGAACUCUGGACAUCCUCAAGCUGUGCAUGAGGAUGUCCGGCAUCUUGAAAAACCACAUAGGAAAGCAUUUGAUUCUAUGCUUUCCCAUUGGGCAGGCCUAAGGCGUGCAUAGCUCUCGCCAUGCAUGUGCAUUAGUUCCCCCCCGGAACUUACGUCGGAGUAGGUGGAGACAAAAACAACGCAGAGGGACUUGGUAGCUGGAAUCGGGUAAUGGUUUAAACAUUUAAUUGUAGUGGGGGAGGGGGACUGCGAUGGGGGAUGCAGAGGGACACUUUAGUGUUGGGAGUAAAGCUCUGUAUUGCUAACACUGGCGUGUUCCUUUAACAGCAAGGGGCUAUCUGUGAUAGGCUGAAAGCAGUCAGCUGACACUCUCGUUCAAUCACCAACAUUUAAUGCUUUAUCAUUAGCCCAAGCUGCAGUGAUGGAAUGGGCUGGUGGGGACUCUUCUUUAUCAUUAAAUCAUUGAACUGGCUCUGUCACCCCCACCCCCACCCCCACAAAAAUGAGUAUUUCACAAAGAUAAAAUCUAUAUGAAAUGUUCACAUUGACUGAAAUUUGAGUGAAAUUCCAACACAAUCAAAUAAUAUACUAAUACAAAACUAGGGACUACUUUGUCUUAGUAUAUCCCCUACGCUUGAAAAAACUUGAAAUCGGUUGAGCUACCGCCAUCAAGUUUUGUCAUUUAUCCCAGCCGUCACUGCUGUAGGGAAAAGAGCAUUGUCUUUGGAAGCUCCAGCGGCCUUGCGGGAUCUUCCAUAGACCUCAGUGUUCUACAUUUGCGGAUACACAAGAAUACAACAAUGAUGAGGGCUCCUGGAGUAUGAAGCACCAGGAGCUGAAGAGGAUCAGUAGGAAGACCAUAGCAGUAGCUGGUGAGGGACAGGCGCAAGUAAGACACCAAGCAGAGCAGUUACCUUCUGGGGUCUUUCAAAACCUGACGGUCACCGAAAAGAAAAAUUUAACACUGAAUGGAAGUUCAGUGCCAGGGGACUCCAGAUACUAAAAUUUCUUCAAUUAAAUCACAUAUUACUCCCUUUAAAAGGGGGUAAUAUACAUUUCCCUUUCCAUCUCUCACCACUAGAGGCUGUUCAGUGUAGGCUUUCAUUUACUAAAAAUAUAAAAAACAAACUGUAUGUUUAUAUUUGAUUAAUAUUUUAAAAUGUGAUUCUGCUAUGCACACAUCCUGUUCAUGUAGUCCUGGUUUCUGGUGGAACCCUCUAUGUUAGGAUGUAUCAGUGCUGCAUAAAGCAAGGACUUUAGCAGAAUAUUUUCAUAACUUUUUCAAAACGCCAGUUAAUUGUCAAGAAGGAAGGUUGUUCCAAUAAUUUGAGUGUGUUUAUUGGCAAAUGGAAGACAUUAAAGAUGGGCUAUGUAACUAGAACCUGUGCAUCAUAUAGUGGGAUGCGUUGGCAUUGCGAGAUGGAAUGUAAACCCUGAUUUUUUCAAUUGCUUUGUUAUACUAUAGAUAAUAUAGUCUGAUUGUUUGUAAAUAUGUAUUUAUCAUACAGUGAGACUGCAUGCAUGAAGACUUUGCAUUAAUAUGAUUUACAUGAAGAUAAGUUGCCAGACUAGAAUUAAGAUAGGCAGUGGCUAUACAGGAUCAGACAGACUAGCCAACACACCAUAUGGAAGCACGCACACUGUCCAAGUGAACACUAAUAGUCACCAUCUGGUGCUUAUGAACAGACAAAUGCUCACACUCAUCAGCCUGAAUGCCUUUGGAAAUUAUUGUCCAUUACAGUACUCACCGUUCAACUCUAUUGAUUAGCAUUGGUUCAAGUAAUAACCAGACUCAUUAACUGAUUGGGAAACGGAAGUAUAGACAGCAACUAGCCAGAGGAGGAAUGACUCAAGUCUGGUAUUAAUUGUUACAGUGACUCUCUAUGGAGUGAUAGACAAAAGAGGAAUUGAACGUAACAGUUUUAUAUCUUUUAUAAGUGUAGUAUUGAUUACAUUCUCUCUCAAAUUACUACAAAGCUCUAAACCAGGGAUUAUGCAACAUUCGGCAGUCCAGAUUUUGCGGACUGCAGGUCCUCUGACUCUUUCUUAGCAUUAUGGGGGAUGUAGUUCACGACAUCUGGAGUGCUGCAGGUUGCCCACCCCUGCAAUAAAGAUUUCUGGUGAUCUUUGGCACCCAUGCCAUACACAACAACCAAUAUCCCUGCCAUAACAAAACUGUUUCUAAACAUACCAUGGAGAACAGGCCUCAUUCAUCUGAAUCACCUGGAAAAGUAUUGUUCAUAAAGUAAGGCGCUAUGGAAUAAGUUGGCGCAAUAGAAAUACCAAUAAUAAUAAUAAUGCUAAAAGUUGGGCAAAUAAUCUACAGCUCCAUUAUGCUCAUUAACUGAACUGUAUUUAUCUGAUACAUGGAGAGACACGGCUAGUUGACGUGAUAUUACCAAAACAAUCAAACAUUGAACUAUUCUUCCUGCAUGUUUUUUUCACCUACCCUCGUGAGAGACCCUCUCUAGAAAUUUGUAGUUACUGGUCCAAGAACAAUUACUUUAUUUUUAGUGAUAAUGUAUUUACCAUUAACAUUUGUAAUUUGAAACUUUACUUCUUGAGCUUUAAAUAGCAUUAACAUGGAACGAGAAGUCUGGAAUUAUUGGUGACUGUACAUUCCAUCUACAAGCUAUUGUUCAGUAGAGUAAUUUCUUACUGAAGAGAUCACAAGCUAAGUCUGUUAAUAGCAAUUUAAAAGAACUUGUUAUGGUUUAUACAAUGCUAUAGAUAAAUACGUAAAUCCUAGUAACCUCGCAGUGUUUCUGUGUGUAUGUAGUGCUGUUACAAGUCUUGCAAUAUCAUUCAAUGCUUCAUUUCUUUUAAAAGCUUGUAACACUUACAAUAUUUUGUGUGAUGAAAUGUUAAAUGAAGAUUUCCAGCAGACCUGGUGAGAUUGCAAGAAAAUGCCUGUGUGACUUAUGUGUUAUUUAUUUUACAGGCUGUAAAUAUCUUAAGCGUAACAAUUUCAACAAGUUACUACAGCCAGAAGUGACAGAAACACACAUGUGGGUUGCCAAUUAUGCUAUUAUUGUCAUCACCAACCAUGUUGGAGCAUUUGGUUGGCCAUAUGCCGUUAGCUUCCAGCAUUCUGUCUAUUCUAGUUCCUCUCCCUAUGUUGUUAAGAGAUAGCAAAGUAGCAAACCCAACAGUUUGCUUUGGGCCACAGUGAUUAAAAAGACAGUUCCUCAAACAUCCAUUAGAUAAUUUUGACAAUCAUUUGAUGAAUGUAAUUAUUAUACAGAGACUAUGUAUACUGUGCCGUAUCUUGUGUAUAGUUCUCCCCCAGAGUUUAAUGCCUCGUUGCAAACAUUCUCUGAAAAUAAUGUGAUUUUAUGUGUAAAAUUGUAGGAUAUUUUUGUAUUAAUCAUUAUAAAUCUCAGUGGGAAAAUAUAAAUUUAUAUAUUCCUUGCUGUGUGCAUAUCUGUACUCCCUUUUUUCUAAUUAAAACUCUGUCAUAAGUAACAUAUGGCAUACAUUGGCAGCAUUAUAUUCUUUAGUGAUGGCAGAUGAACCCCAAAUGUCACUUAGCAAAAGUACUUAAAGGGACACUCCAGACCCUCAAAGCACUUAAGAUUGCUGAAAAGCUUUAUGUGUGAAGAACAUGUCCUCUUUUUUUUCAAAAAUGGUUUCGCCCCCUUGACUUUCAAGCAGGCAAUAGGUUAUGUUACUUCCUGGUUUGGUUAGCCCAGUAGAGCUAAACUGAAGAAGCAGCAAUUGCUCACAGCACCUGCCUUGCAGAGACUUCUUGUUGAGCUGCAUUGUGAAGUCUGUGCUUGGGCAGCCACAGAAAGUCUGGGUGGAGUUAGAAGGGGAGGAUUUGCCAAGGCUGCAGACAAGAGAAAUGCAGGUUCUGCAAGCUGUUUUGAGAUUUAUUGCCAAUGACAAAAUGCAUAAUUAAAUUCAUGAAAGUUUUCAUUUAGGGUAUAUUUACUAAAUAGUCAUAAUUAUUUAUUUUGUAUUUGAGCAGUAGAAUGUCCCUUUAAGUGCUCCGUGAUAUGACUAGGCUAUGGUUGAUUGAGUUAAGCAGACCAGCAUUAUUCCAUCAGUGGCUUCCAAAGACAUACAAUUGCUGUGGAUACCUAUCACAACAAUCUCAUUUUACCAUUCUAAUGCAGCAUAAGGAGCCUCUGACUUUUCCGGUACAUCAUUCCUGGGAUGUCUCAGGUUAUUGUAUGAUGCCUCCAGAGAGCUUAACAAACAUUAGUGAUUAUAUUUUGCUUUGAUGUUAAGGCUGGUGAGAUAUCUAAUGCAUCAUCAGUAGAAUCUGUCUAAACCCUUGGGGUUUGCAGGUUCAAUUUACUGGGUUGGCUUAGUCCUUCAUCCUUCCAAGGUACAUAAAUUAGUACCUUUAAAUUGGGUAAUAGUAAUGUCCCUUGGAUGAUGGGCACACAUAACAUCCCCAGGACAUACUUGGGAACCAGAAUUAUCUGAAUGUACUUUUCCUGGUUAAAUGCUUUGUUAUUAUUAUGUUGAGCAGAUAUCAGGGUAGUUUGGCCCCCAAUUUAAUAUAAGCAGGGAUACGGGGGAUUCUAUAGCUGGAGACAGCUGAGUUGGGUGGGUGAUUGUCUUAUAGAUUUAUUUGGCCCAAAUUCCCUGACAUGGCUGCUUGACUCUACUGAGGUGAGGGCAGCAAAUGUUUGUAAGUAACAUUACCCAUGAUGCUUGUGUGACAUGUCAUUUCAAGCAUCCAUCAAUAUAUUAAAUACUGAGCUUCCAUUGUAUUGAUUCAUUUCCACGGUGACCCAUCUUUUGAAGCAAACUCUUUGCUUCCACUUUUUAAUCUACCAAGAAGCAUGUUGUUGUGGUGUAGAGCCAUCAAACAACUGGAGCCUGGUUGCAGUGAUGCUAUCUAAACCACAUUACAAAGCAAUUCUGUGUAUCCAGUUCAUUUCACCAUUUCUGCUUCCAGUUUCAUAAUCAACAGUCACAAAAUAAUAAGGUAGUUUUCUUUCAUUUAAAUUUCACAAAUUAUAUUUUUUUCCCUCAAUCUAGUUUGUUGUAAAACAGAGAGGGAUAUUUUUAAAUAAUGUAACACGGGCCUCUAAAAUAUUCAUGAGUUCCCAGUCAUGGCACAGAAAUACAAACGCUACCCUGCAAUUCGGAUGUUACUGGUGAAACAGAUUGCUUGCUGCAUCUAUGAGACUCAUGAAUUAUUAACUGUAUAUAUAUGCUUCAACACUGCAUCAGUUUAAUAUGAAAUAUUUGCAAAAUAUCUUUACUAAUACAGACCAUUAGUAAAGUAUUAGAUAAACACUAUAUCUAUUAUUUAGUUUGCAGGUCACGUUUCCAUCAUCCCUUAAGAAGUAUAGCUUCCUUUAUCCUUUUGUCCUUUGUGUAAUGUGGUUCUGUAAACACAUUUAGGGGUUUCUUUAUGAGGCACUAAGCUUCCGUGUUGAACUGCACCCCAUUAAAAAAAUAUAUAUCAGCAUUAUAAAAUUAUUCUAUGACUACAUAUGUGGUCCAACAGUACAUGAAAAGCAAUACUGAAUUAUAUUGAUUCGAUUGAUAUAUGUGCAUUGUCUGAUUGUGCAUAGCUAUAGUUCACAUCUCCAUGGCAACAGCUCAGAAGCAUAUGAGUACAUCCUUGAAUUAAAGGUAAUUCAUGCAAUUAGUACCAAGGCCUCCAGUACAGAGGAGAAAUUACAUUUUAUCAUCUAGUAGAUGUUUCUUUAUUGUUUUACUAUAACAGCUAUAACUGCUGAUGGUGCGGAAUUUCUUAGCAAGAAGGUAUUUCUGAACUAUUUUAUGGUGCCAGUGUCUUGCCACUGUCCCAGAGUAAGUAGCUAAACUAUUAAGUCAAUCUUAAUUGAGUCUCCUAGGACCCUAUUCCAACUCCAGGCUUCUCCCGUAUAUUCCUGUAUAGAAUAAACCAUAUCUGAUCGAGCACUGCACUCAUUGGCUGAGAAUGUCAUCUGACGCUCCCAGUCAGUGAAUCUGGUCCUGCAUGGUCCUGAUUAGCUCUAUAGGAGAAAGACCAGAAGCAGCUUCUGCACCUCCAUGCACCCAGGAGUACCCAGAUAGGUUGUCAAAUGUACUAAACAAAUCGGCUAUUUACUCCUGGCCCCAUAAACACUACAACAGGGUAUAGUGAUUAUGAAGUGUUCCUUUAAGGAUGCUGACGAGUUGUGUUUUUUAUUAUAUAUUCGGUCUUACGUACUAAAUCUUCUAAAGUUAAUUGCAUAUGUGCUAGGUGUUUCUUUUCAGCAGUGUCUCAACAAACUAAUGCAUUUGAGCAUUUGCAUUGAACAUGAAAGACAAAUUGCCUGUGACAUAAUUCACACUCAUAUCAAAAGAUAUUUCAUUCCAUCUGUCACUGUGAAUCCGAAGUCAUCCCAGAUCUCGACUCUUGAUAUUCUUAUUGUCUCAUCUAAUCCUUUUUUCCGUAAAGAGGUGAUUUUCAGCUGGCUGCCUUAAUUAUUGAACUAACUCGUCUGUGAAAAAUGUUUUGCUACAGUCAGACUGAAAGUUCAAGCCAGUGCACCUUAUCAGUGGCAUAAUGUUCAGAACUCUCCUUUAUUUGCUAAAGCUAGAUAAAUUCCUUUUGGAUUUUACCAGAUACUUUGUUGAUAUGACCUCUGGGUUUGGGGGCAGUGCGACAUGGAUGGCUGAUCUAUUUAAUGGAUUUUGGAAAUAUAUUUAAAGCGGCACUAUAAGUGCCAUAAACAUUACAGCUUACUGCAGUCAGGGCCGUCUUUAAUAACGAAUGGACCCUGGGCAAGUGUUUGCUUGGGCCCCCUGUGCCCUGCCGCUCUCGCCCCUCACUCCCUGGUAUGCAAUCACGGCAUCCAUCCCAGCGCAGUGGCGGUACUAAAGUAGAAUGAAUUUUAUUGGGACCCCCAAUUGCAAGGUUGGACUAAAGGUAGAACCCCAUCUGUCGUGCAACUCCAACAAUGCUUUGACAGCUGGGACUCUACCAAUUUCCCAUACUUGCAGGGUUGUAUUUAGCACUGAGCCAUGUUAGUAUGUUUGAAUGUAAGCAUGUGUUUGUAUGGAGUAUGUUUGUGUAAAUGUGUUUGUAUGUGGUACUGGAGUUUGAAUGCAAGUGUGCAUUUAUGUGUAGUGUUUGUUUUUGAAUGUAGGAGUGUGCUUGUAUGUAGUGUUGACGUUUCAAUGCAGGAGUGUAUUUUAUAUGUAGUGUUGAAGUUUGAAUGGAGGGGUGUAUUUGUAUUUAAAGUUGCGGCUCAGAUGCACAGGUACACACUCUGACGCACAAACAGAUACACAGAUACAUACACUGACUACAUACAGAUAAACAGGCACAUACACUGACAGACACACUGACACAGGUACAUAUAUUGACACACACACAGACACAUACACUGGUAGACGUACUGACAGACAUACUGACACAGGCACAUAUACGGACAUACUGACACACAGACACAUAUACCGACAUACUGACACACACACACAGACACAUACACUGAUCAACAUACUGACACACAUACACUGACAGAAAUACUGACACCCACACACUGGCAGAUAUACUGACACCCACAUACACUGAGAAAUACUGACACACACACACAGGCACAUACACUGACACACAGACUGAUAUACUGACACACACACACACAGACAUACUGGCACACAGACAGAUAUACUGACACAUGCAUACACAUGCACUAACAGACAUACUGAUGCACUGACAGACAUACUGACACAUACACAUACUGGCACACACAGAUAUACACACACAUAUAUACUGACACACAGACAGACAGACACACUGACACACACACACACACAGACAUACUGACACACACACACAGACAUGCUGACACACACACACAUACACUAACACACACAUACACUAACACACAGAUACACUAACACACACACACACUCACACUAACACACAUACAUACACAAACACACACACUAACACACAUACACUAACACACAAACACACACACUAACACACAUAAACACACACAUACAUACACUAACACACACAUACACUAACACACAAACACAUACACUAACACACAUACAUACACUAACACACACAUACACACACACACAAACAAACACACACACACAAACACUAACACACACAUACACAAACACACACUAACACACAUUUUUUUUUUAAAAUGUAAUCCCCCCAGCCUCCUUACCUUUUGGAGUGCUGGGGGGAUUCCCUGGGGUCCAGUGGUGCUGCUGGGCUCCUGGGCGGGUGGCCGGUCGGGCAGGAAGGCGGGCGCGCGAGGGAGCACUCACUGCUUCCUCUUCAGCUCCCUCGCGCGCCGCGUAGGGAUGCCGGCGCCGGAAGAUGACGUCAUCUUCCGUCUCCGGCAUCAGUGCGGUGCGCGAGGGAGCUGAAGAGGAAGCAGUGAGUGCUCCCUCGCGCGCCCGCCUUCCUGCCUGACCGGCCACCCGCCCGCCGGGGUCAGCGGGGCCCACGGGGCAGGUGCCUCGGGCCCCCCAAGAGAAACUGGGCCCGGGGCAGCUGCCCCGUUUGCCCCGCGUUAAAGACGGCCCUGACUGCAGUAGUAAUAUUGUAAGGGGUAUAUGGGUUUUUAUGAUGCUGUCUUCAAAUGAUUAGAAAAAAUAAUUCCUCUGCACUCAAAGCCACUUCUCCGCUUUUGUUCUAAUAUGAAGUUUCAGUUACUUUUUUAACCCAGAAAAGGGAAGGAGAAUUAGAUCGAAUUUCAUAGUAAAUGGCUUGUAGGGGGUUUACAAUGGGAGAGUAAGGGGAGUUACAAACUCCUGUUAAGAUCGCCCUCCUUGCUCCACCAUGAAUGUAGCUUCGCUGGGUCAAAACAUUCAAAUACAAUGUACAAAGUACAAAUAGAAACAUGUAUUCCUAAAACUAUAGUUCUGGUAUGGCUGUUUAGGUAUCUGACCCACUUACCUCGCUUUGUAACUAGCCAACAAUGAAAACACUGCCUUUUCUCUGAAAAGGCAGCAUUUACAUUGAAAAGCCUGCAGGGACAGGCUAUAGACACCAGAACCACUACCUUAAGCUGUAGUGGUUCUGGUGACUAUAGUGUCCCUUUAGGUAACUCUGGGAUCUCAUCUUCUACAUCACUUUCUUUAAAGGAACACUGUAUACAUAUCUGUAUUUCUAAUGUUACAGCCCUGAUGCCCCUUAUCAAUUAGGUCCCCUCCACUGUGUAAAAUAAAAACAACAACAAAAUAAAUUAAAACAAAUUACUGAUUUUUUUUCCAGGGUUUCGAAAUCCUGGAGAUCUGUGUCUAGGAUGAUCUGCCAGUCCAAAGCUCCUCAUAUGGCUGACUGUGACAAUAAUGCACACGUGACGUUACAGUAUGUUACAGUAUGAGAAUAUGGAAGCAAGAUCCACAGCUCUUAUAGACAGUCAUGCUUCCAAGCUUUCUAUUUAGUUUAUUAUUGGGUUUUGGGAUGUAGGACAGGAUGGCAGGAAUGCAGGCACCAUAACAACUUCAAUACGAUGAAGUUGUUAAAGUGCCUACAGUGUCCCUAAAAAAAGUGAUCAUGGAGUUUGGCCAUGUAUAAUGUGCUCUCUGUCUUAGCUUUUCAUCCAUGUAUUAACUUUUCAAUUGGACAACAUAUGGACAUUAGAGAUUUAUAAAGUCUGGUUUUCUACAGUGUCUCAUAGUUCCAAAUACAUACUGAAAAGAACCAUAGAAAAUGUUCUACAUAUCAUUUACCAGCGCUUUAUUGUAACGAUUCCCUUUAUGCUGGGAGAUUCCACCUCUCAUCUGUCUCGCUUAGGAAAAGAUUUAAUUCUCUCCUACUCUCUAGAUUAAAGCUGGAUCAAUAAGAACUCAUAAUCAGGUGAGGUAAGAAAGAAAUUGGAAUUUAUUUACAGUGUAAUUCUAUCCAAGCAAUUAAAUACCAAUGCAUUGUUCUUAAUACGUAAAAGUAUGUGAGUUACAAAAGUGUUUUUGUUUUCAAUCAAAUUCUUCUUACAAUGGGCUCUAAGAUGUACACAUAACUCUGGUUAGUGUUUAUUAAAUAGUCCAGCCAGGCAUCCAAAUAUUUUUAGUGCUCAGUCUUUUUUUGUGCCAGUGACAUAGUUCAGGUUAGAACAUGCCAAUUAAUUUGUUUGACCUUUGUGUAAGCAAAAAGCAAUGAGUUACUGCAUGUCAUACCUUUAACUGAAGGUCUAAGAGUUGUGAUAGACAAAUAUGGACCUCCAAAUGUUACCAGACUUUAUAACCCAUUAAUCUCAUUUGCAAAUACAACAAGGUUUUGGAUAUGUAUAUAAUAUGGCAGGUGAAUAUGCUUUUACCCGAUUGGUGAUUACCAAAUUUUUGGUAUAAAUUAUAUAAAAAAUUUAAUUAAUCAGAAUAGCACAAAUGUAAAAUGUAAACAUCUAAGCCAUGAUUCCAAACUCUGCCCCCCCGGAUGUUAAAGGAACACAAUAUGAUCAGGAACACAAACAUAUAUUCCUGACCCUAUAGUGUUAAAACCACCAUCUAGCCCCCAUGGACUCUCCUUUCGCCCCUAAAUAUAGUAAAAACUUACUUGUAUUCAAGUCUGCUGUUGCUGGCUCUGCCCAUGAUCUCCCUGAUUUGCUGACAUCAUCAGAAGUGAUUCUCUGAACUAAUCACACUGCUUUCCCAUAGGAUUGGCUGAGACUGCCAAUGAGACAGAUCAGGGGCAGAUCCAGCACAAGUAAAUCACAGACCUGGCCAAUCAGAAACUCCUCAUAGAGAUGCAUGGAAUCAAUGCAUCUCUAUGAGGAAAGAUCAGUGUCUGCAUGCAGUGGGUGGCACUGCCCCAGGAUGCAACUCUAGUAUCCAUCUGAGGAGUGGCCAGUGGAGUUAUUCCUAGGGUGUAAUGUAAACACUGCAUUUUCUCUGAAAAGCCUGAAGAGAAUGAUUCUACUCAGUAGAAAAUUUACAAUAAGCUGUAGUUGUUCUGCUGACUAUAGUGUCCCUUUAAAGGGCUGCUCCAACCAUAAUAUGCACUGCAGCCUGCUGGCGGCAAUGGUGGUAGAAGAACCCUUGUGCCAUUCCUUGGUAAUGGGACAAACCAUUUUACAACUGGUUUUCCUCUUAACUGGGUGCUGGGUCUUCACUGUAGUCGGGUUUAUGACAUCUGACUUCGGCAGAGCUUGAAAAGCUGGAUGCCUAUCCUGACACUCAUUCAUUGCCUGAGAACAUCAGCCAAUGAGAGCAACUCGGUGCAUUGAAAUAUGCAGAGAUUAUAUUUACAGAAUAUGUAAACAUGUUCAUUUUUUCAUUGUAAAUCGUUUAGUAGAUAUAUGGCUAUUUAUUUUGUUGCUUUUUUAUGGACCACAUUAUAUUUGUUUCCUUUGACUGUUGCAAAAAUGCAAAUAUUGCAGCAAAGAUCAGAUGGGUUUGGGUGGGAGCAUAAUUUUGCUGAUAUGAUUACACAGGGACAGUAGGGAAGGGCUGGCCUAUGCUUACUCAUUGCUCUAUCAUCUACAGACCAGAAAAAACUAUUGGGUCUUCCCCAGACUGUAUUUCAGAUCAGUCAACAUUUAUCAUAUAUGGAUUUAACUCAUAAAUGGCAGAGGAUUGAGCAGUGAGGCUGCAGGGGCAUGUUCUAUACACCAAAACUGCUUAAUUAAGCUAAAGUUGUUCAGGUGACUAUAGUGUCCCUUUAAGUUGAGUUGACACGUUUUGUUUCUGCAACAAAAUCUUUCCUCUUCCUGUGGGCAAGUGUUGGUGCUUGCUGUAUGUCUACGUAAUCAUUCUAAGGUUUCUUCCUUGUGGUGAUAGAAAAAAGUGUUCCCUAAAAUCUUAGAAAAUUAUACUUUGCAUAAAUAAAAAAAAAAAGAUAAAACAAAAAACAGAGAACAGAGAGGACCAAAGUGAAACAGAAUAAUAACAAUGAAAGGGAUACGGGGGUCACAAUAAUCACUCAAAUUCAAUGAAGCUGUUAUGAUUUCUAAAGGGUCAUGGGUGCCAUCUUACCAUAUGGUGAAAACUGUUUUUUGCACAGGACUUCCAGACACCAUAAUAACUUAAAUGGACACUCCAGGCACCAAAACAACUUGAGUUGUUAUGGUGCCAGGAGGCCACUGGAUGCACUCUUACUUCAAGGGGUUAAACCGAUCUCUAACAGUUUAACCCCUAGGUUGCCCCCAGCACUGGUCUUAGCACCCUCCCUGGUGGUAUCUGGCUUCAGAAUUUUCACUUACAGGAAGUGCGGAGUGUCACCGGGAAGGGCUGCCACUAAUUGUCCUAGAGCCGGGGGGAGCUGAGACCGGCGCUGGGAGCAACUUAGGGUUUAAACCGUUUGAGAACUGAUUAACCCAUAGAGGUCAUAGUUUCUCCAGGGGCCUCCUGGCACCAUAACAACUUAAUUUAGAAGUUAAUUACAACUUAGAGAAGCUGUUUUGGUGCCCGGAGUGUCCCUUUAACGACUGUGAAGUCGUUGUGGUACUCAGAGUGUUCCGUGAUGUCUUCAAUAUGCUUGAUAUAUCUGUUCCCUGAUAUUAACCUAACAUUGGAAGAGUUUCUCUCCUUAGGUGCCCUAAAGAGUCAUAAUCUAUGUCCUUGAGGUACCCAACUCUGCUUUGAAUAUCAUAUGCCAUGUAUAAUAACAUCACUCAAGCAAAAAUCAUUGCUUCUGGUAAAAACCGUUUAGGUGAAUUCAUUUUGACAUAACAUCUAUCAAAAUUUUCUUUGGAAACAGUGAAUGCCAUGUUUUCUGUGCUUAUGACUCAGAACAUCAAGUUGUGUGAGAUUGCUAAUAAUACAGCUCAAUAAAGUAGAAAGUAUCCCCUAUUUCAUAAUAUUGGAAACAUUUUUAGUAUUUCCGUAAUGCAUAGUAUAAAGUGGAUAAAGUGUUGCUGUGCAGAUACAUAAGAUCUCAUCCCACACAGAUCUUGUAGUUUGCUUCUCAGCAGUUACGAAGUGAUUAAUCUAACUCCUAACACUUGCCAAGUGACAAGGCCUUGUGCUCGACAGGAAACAAUUAGAGACAUAUUUAGUCUUUCUUUUGCUUUAAAGCACUUCUAAAAUAUAAUGCACAUGUAAGUAGUCUAAUACUUUGAUAAAAAAUAUAAUAAAAUUAAAAAACACUGGUGUUUUUUUUUUCUGGGGAUUGCUAUGACGACUUUUCAAACCAGUUUUUCUAAGUAUGUUUUGUGAAGUAAACUUAAUAAAAACUUAAAUAUGCUACUGAUUGAGACCGUGUUUAAUUGGUUUCCUAAUUUUUUUCUCGAUGAAAAUAUGCAGUCACGAUGGUGCAAAUCUAACACAAGACUGUCAUGCAACAUCUGUUUUAAGGAAUAAUCCACUCAUAGCAUCAUAGUAUUUGAACUGUACAUGGGAUACACAAUCUCGGUACUCUAGAGAGAUGGGUAGGUGUGUCUUUCCAUAUAUUGAUCCAAUAUACUGGACACUUCCCAAAAAUACACAUAGAAAACCAGAUGUUUGAUACAUGUGGAGUCCUUUAUUUACCCUUUAACCAUAGGCAGAUAUGGAGUUGAACCAAAGAUUCAGGAUAUCUUAUUACAUUUAUUGUUGCUCAAAACAACUGUUAAUUAAUUUAUGUAGUACUUAUAACUAAGAAACAAUAACAUGGUAUCUAUUAUAUAUUUAGAAACGUAAAACCAAUCCUCACAAACUCACUGUAACCCAUGCAGAACUAAAAUUAAAUUAACUUAAUCAUCAAUAAAACACAGUUACUUUGUGGCAUUAUAUUUUUUAAGGGGGCCUGCUAGGCACUAUAACCACUAUACAGCUCUCCUGCCAUUUUUAUGGAUCUCUGCCUAGCUCUCAAACCAAAAAUUGGGGAUCUACCAAUACCUGUAGCUCAGCGUCCUGCCUGCUUCUUUAGGGGAAAAAAUACGGUGAAAAUACCAAAAACAACAGCUGGAGCACUGAGCUGUAGGAGCUGCAAGCCCCAAUGUUUGUCACCUAAUUAAAAAAAAAUUAAAUCAAGCUGAGUGAGGAGCAUGCCCCGCAAUCUCUUUGCAUCUUAUCCUAUACAAUGAGGUUGUGGUUAUGGUUUUUACAGUUCCCCUUUUACUAAAUUUUUCACUUUAAUAGAACAUGGAACAUCACAAUUAUUUUCUUAAAAAUAUACCCCCAAUCGAUGGCUAUAUUUAUUGGUGCCAUGUUAAAAAUAAAUUAGCAUAAAUAAAUCAAUAGAUUAUUGUGCUGGUCAUUUUAUCUGGUAAUAGAUACCUUCUGAAAGUUCUAUCUCCCAUUACAGAAUAUUUAUUAUUAAUAUUAUUAUCAGCAUUUAUGUAGCACUUUACAAUAUUCUAAAGGGGGGAAUUUACCAAUAAACGAGACAGUUACAACAUGUUACAGGAAUAAUAGGUUGUUGAGAGCAUAUAAUCUUACUGAUUGCUAUAGUGUGUGUAUAUACGCUUAUAUAUCUUUUAUAGUGGGAUGCCAGGUUUUUCAUCAGGGGCUGCAACUAAUAACAUGGUAGUAACAGUUUGGCUCUUUCUUUUGUUACAGAAAAGUUGGCAAACCUAAUGGAAUAUGUAUUUUGUCAACACUAAUUGAUAUCAUAUACAGCAGCUCUCCAUAAUCAGUGCUAAGCUUUACUUAACUCCUCUGACACUGUUCAACUCAUCACCUCAAUGUCCACCCUAAAGAAACAACUACAGUAUCCAAAUCUGAAACACUCACGCCUGUCAGUGCCUGAUGACCUCAAUCAUCCUAGUUACCAUCCCAGAUGUGACCGAAUUCCCAUUCUUUAGCACAGGGAUGCUUUAAAAACAGCUUUCAUAUAUCUAUUAUUUGUGCAUUUACAAACAUUUAUUGGAUAGAAAAACAAAACAUAUUAACAAAUAAUACUCAAGGGACAGAUGGAACAACACCCAAAAACACAAACACACAUACAUAUGCACACGAUCACAAAAUAAAUUACUUUUUAAUUUAAAGCUGUUUUCUCAUAAGGGGUUUGGUGUAUUGUGCCAAUCAAAAACAAGCAAACUAUCAUACGCAGCCUUUACCCUGUACAGUUUAUUCUUCCUUAAAAAUACAAGUAAAAAGUGCCAAGUUCUGUUCUUCUGUGUAUAUAUAUAUUUCUCCACGAAGAAAGGCACACGCUGGGCUUCUUGAAAUAAAUUAUUCGUCUUUAUUAAUAACACACCGGUUACAGCAAAUCGACGUUUCAGUUCAUCAGGACUUUCAUCAGGAUUAUCCUGAUGAAAGUCCUAUGAUGGACUGAAACGUCGAUUUGCUGUAACCUGUGUGUUAUUAUUACAGACGAGUAAUUUUCUUCAAGAAGCCCAACGUGUGCCUUUUUUCGUGGAGAUUUAUGUUGAUUUGGCUCAAAGAGCACCGUGUCUCUAAUACUACAAAUGUGAGUGCAAGAUCGUGGAAUAUAUAUAUAUAUAUUUUUUUUUGAACACCUCUAACUGUAGUCAAUCGUAAAUUUAGCAAUAUAGCAAGAGCUUAUUAUAGUAACAGUUUCCCUUUAAUAACCCAGGACUGUGUCUUGUGAUCAAGAGAGUUUAUCCAGAUGUCAUAAUGAUUGUAUCUCCUCACUAAAGUCUCCCUUAGGUGUUAAUUUGUACAAAAAAAAUAUAUAUAUAUAUCAUGAUCACUCAACAGGAUAGGUGGCAUGGGACACGCAAGCUUUACAAUAGUGUUUCUGUAUUCAAAUCACUAAAUAGAUGCUCUUGCAAUGCAAUGAUGUAUUUAAUAACUACAUUACGAAGGUACUAAACGCUUCAGUGGCAGUUUAUGAAAUUUGUCAGUGUGUAUCAACACCAAAUAAAGUUAACACUGUAGCUAUGGCAGAAUAAGUGGAAAAAGGACAAUAUAAAGAGUCUAACAUUCUUAUGGAACUCUGCCUAGUGGUUAUGUGCAUAGAAACUCAGGAAGAGGACCGUUCCAGACUUAGCCUGGCAAACGUCCUUGUCAUUCAAUCUAGUUGGCUCGUACUUUACAGGGAAGUAGCCAGUUUUAUGAGUUCCAUGGCUCAGCCAUAAAUGUAAGUGUUUUUUCCAGCUAACGCAGCAAGAAAGGACACAGCUGAUGAGUAUUCCAGUUAUCAUUACGCUGCAUUCCUCGGUCCUUAAAAUGUAAAUGAGUAUAUAUUACCAAGAAACAAAGAACAAAUAAGUAUAUUUAUUUAUUAUUAUUUUAUUAUUUAUAUAGCGCCAGCAGGUUCCGUAGCGCUGUGCAAUUGGUGCGUCUUAUGAUAGAGUUACGUAGAUGAUGUAUGUUAAGAUAGUGGACCUUAAACUUAACUUGUCAUCCACAAAUCAUCUAAAUGACCAAUCAAGCUUCAGUUACACAGUUUCUAGUUGUUUGGCUAACACAAUGUAUAGAUUAAAUUAGGUGACACCAAGUCACUUUAAAGGUAUCCUCCUUCUAUAAUAUUCAUUAGCAUGUAAAUGUAAGUGUUCUAGUAUAUCUGCAUACCUGUAAAUCAGUAGAAUGUUUACUCAUUUUCUUUGACAUCUUUUGAUUCAUUAAAUACAUAAUGCUUAAAUGGAAACCCUCACACCCCAGAAUUUUUAACAUUAUGUUUACUUAACCCUAUAUUUAAUAGACAUGUAUUUGAGAGGUGUGAAAAAUAAAAUUUAAUGUAGAAAUCCACACCUUUUAAAUCUGUGACUGGGCUACUCCAUCUUAGAUCUCUGUCUUUGUUAUAAGAUCUUUAUAAGAUCUGCUCUUUGCACCUGUCAUUCAACAUAGAGGAAAUAUGCAGAGAAGAGGAGAAAUGAUACAGUGUUUCCCCUCUGCAUUUGUAAUAUUUGAUUUCGUUUUGCCUUCUCCGAAUUCGUUUGUAAUGUCACUUGGUAAUACUUUAAAGGACCGCUUCAUCUCAAUGAAGUGGUUUGGGUACAGCGGUCCUUUUGUUUUAACAUUAUAUUGUAAAACAGUAAGUAUUUUUUGUAACUGCAAUGUUUACAGCUUUAAAUCCACUUUAGUGGCUGUCUUUUUGACAGCCACUAGAGGUGUUUUUGCUGAACUGGACGAGUAAAUCCCACAGGGAAUCAUUUAAUGUCCUGUAAUUACAACAAGCAUUAAAAUAUUUGUGUUAUCUGGAAAAAUUAUUGGGUUUAUUCAUGAAGAAUUGUGGAGAAAUGGCAAGGGAACUGGUAGUUUUAGGCCGAAAUAGCCAUGAUGGAAAAUAGCUGAAUUGGAGAUGUUCUUCGUUUUAAAUUUUUUGCAACAAAAUGUAAAAUUCUCAUUUCACUUUACUUUUUAGUAAAUAGUGUAAAUUCUCUCUUUCUACUGUGCUUGUGCCUUUGAGAUGCUUCUCACUCCAUUCUAUUAGUUAGAGGACAGCUCUGUACUGGCUACAAAAACACUUAUGAAUGUGUUUAUAAUGAUAUAUCUGUCAACGGUACUUUUUUACAUUUAGAAGGUUCCAACAUUAUGAAUUCUUGAAAGCUAACCGUCCUUGCUGGAGACAUUAAGGAUAGGGUACAGUAACAAAAAAUUAGUGUGACAGAUUGUAGCCCAUGGAGUGGGAGUGGGCUAAGGGGAGUGGGCCUUGACAUUGCCAGGAGACAGGCCACCUAAAGGUCAGUGGUCAGGGACUGGUCUAAGGAAAUGGUGGGGUGGAGUUAUAAAGAGGAGUAUAAGUAGUGGCCAUUUUAGAACCAGGGAUCACUUUAAUUUAAGUUGCACUUACCUGUUGUUGUCCCACCCACCCUCCCUUUGCUUUCAGGUGUUUCCCGUUUGGUCACGGCGGCGGGGGAUGGAGAGUAAAGUUGGGGGAAGAAAAGAGUGAGAUGGGGAAAAAGUUUGGAGUUCAGGGCUAUUAGGACUUUGGACUGGUUUGGUAGGUUCGAGCUCGUAGGUAGCUCCGAACCGGGGUGUGUAGGGGUGUUUCGGAAUGCCCCUACACUUGUGGUGCCCUUUGAUGGCAAUGGUCAUGUUUCAAUGUUAAGUAAAAUGCUGCAAUGUUUGGGUAUUAUGUUAUGUGGGAGUGGGUCAUUGUCAAGGGGUUAAAUUGUAAACUGCAGGAUGUUAAUUGUGCAGGCAAACGAUGGCCUGCUGUUGACAAUGACCUUUAUAUUUUAUGUUAAGUAUCAAAUAAAGCUGUGAUAUAAUUUUGCCAAAACCAUGGUGUCAGUGCUUUAUUGGAAAUGGGUAUUUGGUGGGGUUUUAAGCAGAGGCCGACAAGGCGACUGUGCACAUGUCAAGAAACAGACAGAUGUAGUCGUUUUUGAGAGCCAUUACCCCAGUCUUUCAUUGUAAUAACAUAUUCCACAGUUUAACCCCUUAAGGACCAAACUUCUGGAAUAAAAGGGAAUCAUGACAUGUCACACAUGUCAUGUGUCCUUAAGGGGUUAAACUAUGCUUUGACGGAACAUGAAGUAAGUGACGACAAAUUUAGGUGAGCAGGAACAAGAGGUGACAGGGGCUCUGCUCAAAUUAGCUUGUAGUAUAUAAAAAAUGAUCAAAUCCUAUUGUUUUAUUUAAGUUGGAAGGUAAAAAAGAAGGUUAACAUAUCUGAAUCCUGCAUAGUGCCUUGCUGUGCUUGAAAUAGUUCUUUAUAUUGUGCUGAGGCCCUGUGGUUGUAGAAAUGCAAUUAACUGCUAUCCAGUCUACUAUCGGCAGGUACCCAGGUGCCAUAAAAGUACUUAUGCAGUCAGGGAAAUAAUUGCUUCCUCCUAUGACUUUUGAAGAAAAGGGGUAGUCACUGGAUAUAACAGUGAACUAUAUUUCCAGGUUUUUCUAAGUCAUAUCAUAUGGAUAGCCAUCACUGACUGCCCUGUGUGUUUUGCUUUUUUUUUUAACAUGGUCCAUGCUGCAAAUAAAAUGCUUGAGAAAAUGCUGUAUAAUAAUGUCAACAGAUUAUUUUGCUCUCUUUAAACACAAGAUGGAAUCGUACAUUUUUGGCAUAUUCUUUCUCAGUAGGGGAGAAACAUUUAACGCUCACUGGAAGACUGAAUUCUGCCAAUUGGAAAUCCAAUAGUCAUUAAAAUUACUAGUUAAGCAUUUUUUUUUUUUUUUUAGAUCAAAAGAUUUAACAUGCAGGCCUCUUUUUAAUAAUUGAAGAUUUUUAACCUUGGUGAGUUUCAUAGGAGGUAUUUUUGAAUAAAGGUAUUUAUCAAUCUCUCAAAAGUUUCGGCAUAGGCACCAUAACUACUACAUCAAUCUUUAGUUGCUAUGGUGUCAGGAGUCCCCUGGUUCUAAAUGUAGACUCACCUUCAAAUAUAUUGUAUCCAGAAUGUUGUAGAUUCACAUACAUACUUUAAAGCCAGUUUGGAGACUCAUAUAUACAUACAUGAAAGCCAGACUGGAGACUCAUAUACACAUAUGUGGAAGCCAAAAUACAGACUUAUCUAUGCAUAUAGCAAAGCCAGAAUUUAGACUCACAUACACAAUGCAUAGAAACCAGAAAGUAGACUCACAUACCUUGUAGCCAGAAUGUAAACUCGCCUACAUAAAAGCCAGAAGUAGACUCACAUACUUUUAAGCCAGACUGGUGACUCAUAUACACAUGCAUGGAAGCCAGAAUAUAGAGUCAUAUACUCAUACAUUAAAGCCAUUAAUUAGACUCACACAUACAUUGAAGUAAUAAUGUAGACCUGUAACUCGUUGUAAUGUAGUUCACCUUUGAGAGAAGCUUUUAUUUUAUGUCAUGUACCAGAAGUCUUGAAGUAAAACUCUGAAACUCUUACACCUGAUUCAUCUUUGUCGAAUGAAUGCUUUAUGAGCUGUCAAGAUGUAAAAAAAAAAAAAAGUCAAAACCUUGAAAAAUGCUAAAAAUAACUAAUCAAGGAAUACUUUUACUUUUAGAAAGCUGUUUAAUGUUUUAGCAGCUGGGGCACAUGUAAGAAAAUUACAGUCAAAUGUUUAAAUUCUUUAAGGUUUACAAAAGGAAUCUCAUUUUUUUUAAUUCUUUUAUUUUUAUUUUUAUAUUUUAUUCUUUUUACUUAAUGUGUUUAGUGAACAUCUGGCCAGAGUUUGCAUGUUCUGUGUAUGAAUAAAGGAAAUCCCAUCUUCAAUUUAGCUGGUAAUCUGCUUGGGAUGUGGUCAGAAGUAUGACAGUGUUUAAGGAAUAUGUUUUAUGAUGUACUGCCACAAAAUGUUUGGGCUAAAUUGGAGAGUCUUUUAUUUCAAUCUCUACUACACUGUCUUCCAAUGUGGCCACAGUACAGCUCAUUAAAACACUCGAGCAUUUUAAAUACAUAUUUUGAAGUUAGCGCACACAAGGCAAACACACUUGCUUUAUUUUAAAAUAUAUAAUUUUAAAACGCUUUGCCUUUGCCAUUUGGGUCAAAUUAUAUGACUAAAGAAAAUAAUUAGAAAGCGUAUGACUCCAUUGAGGUGAAUUAGAAAAAAAAUAUGUAAUUAAAAAAACUAUUUCCUUUUGCAAUUAGGGGAAUCGUGUAUAAAUAAAUUAAGAACAUAAUUAGCAAAUAUAUGAUUCUUUGAAAAGUAAUGGGAAAAGUGCAUGGAUGAUUUGUUGUAGAAAUGUAUUUUUGUAAAUGUAAUUUCUGUGAAAUUUUGAAUUAAAAUUUUUUUUUUUUAAUUUAUGUCCUGUAAACAUUUUUUUUGAAGGAGUAGAAUAGUUUAUGGUGACUCUGCCAGAAAUACAUAUAGGGCUACUCACUAAAGAGGGAGUAAAUGUGAAUUCAAGGUGAAUUACAAAUUUAAAGUCAAAAUAGCCAAACUGGAAGAAUUCUCUGGGUCAAAUAUGCUUUCAGUUCGUCUGCUCUAGCCUUAAAAUGUAAAUUCUUUUUGAAUUAACUUUGAAUUCUCACUCUAGCGAAUAAUCAAGAGACUUUUAAAACUUUUUUAAAAGAACAGUAUGUUUAUAGCUUUUAUAGCUACUUUUUUUGCUCUGGUAUGUUUUUAGUUUACACCUCUUUUGAAUGGCCUUCCAAAUAAAGUUCCAAGCUUUGUCUGCCUUUUUCUUUUUCUUAAAACAUGGGUCAAUAAGUCAGACUAACAAUGUACACAAUGCAUUAUCAGAUGUUGAUGUAAAGGCGCAGAUAUUCCAUUCCUGAUAGCAAUAUACCCAGAUAAGAUUGGAAUUGCUUCCCUUAGCAGCAUGAAAGAGCUAAAGCAAUAUAAACAUAAGCAUUAUGUAAAGAAUGUAUGUAUAAUGUUUGAUGGAAGGUCCUGUGAGGUGGGGGCAUUAAUCAGAUUAAAGUAACACUCCAAACACCAUAAUCACUUUGGCACUCUGUAAUUUUUAUAGUGCCAGGAGUGCCCUAGCUCCUCCCCAUUGUAAAGAGUUAUAACAUUCUAAAACAGUUUGACUUCUCUCGUGGGAUAUUUUACUAGGUGCAGCUCCCUGCCUCCAUUGCUUCCUAUAGAGAGCCUGAACCUUCUAAGCAGGGGUAAUUCAGGGCUAGUUCACUGGCUAAGUAUGUCAGCCUAUUGCUCUCAGCCAAUUAGCAAAGCCCUGCACCGCCAAGCUUAGCUCAGGUAGAGAGCUUCUGGAUUUCCAUGGGAAGUAGCGGAAGCAAGGAGCAGUGGCUAUAGUGCUGGGGAGCAGUAAUUAUGGUGUUUGAAGUGUUCCUUUAAAAGCCUUUAGGAUCAAUCUAUCUGUUUCGAACUAUGAUACUAUGACUAUUCUGUGAAAGGACAGAAGGACAGCUAGUGCAGAAUUAAGAACAGUGAUGCCUAACUUUGGCACAGAUAUUUGUAUAUUACAUUUCUCAGGCCAAGAGCAUUGAUUCUUGGUCCACGGGUCAGGAACCAAAUUCUUGGGAUCCAGAGUUUCAGAACAAAAUAACGUACCGUAUCAGCUAGAGUCGAAUUCAGUGCUAUUAACACAAGCAGCUCUUUAGUUAGAACUCCCCACUGUGCUGUACCAUGAUUAAGUACAGCUAAAUAUAUUGCCGUUUUUAAGCCAGCAGGGGAUGACAUAAAGGAUUUGGAGAGAAGCAUUUUAAGGCAUAUUAUUUACCUAAUUUGUGGCUGUAAAUAAAUUGAGUGAUAUAUAUUUUGAAAUUGGAAUUGUCUUUUUUUGCUCUGUGGCGCCAGUAGUUUGGAGCACAAUAUUAUAUUAGAUAAAAAUGUCUAUUGCCUGCGAGCAAAGCUUUAAAUGAUGGUUAUGGUAACAAUUAAUCAACAUCUUAAGACACACAACUAUUUCCAGCAUAGUAGUUAGUGGGAGAUUAGGGCUGAAAAUUAUUGUGUGUGUGCACUGUUAAAAUUCCACUUAAUAAACUGGGCUCUUUAAAUGUCUUCCAUUUGCCCAGAGCAGUAAAGAAAAAUAUGAAAAUAAAUAAAUAAACUGUGCCUCAGUAAACCUUGCAUGACUUGUGCGCUCUUGCCCAGGUCUACAUGUUGAUGCAGCUGUUAAUUUGGAAUAGCACCAUUUGUUUAGGAAAAUACUCUUGCAUUGACAGGAAUAAACAAAGUAAAAAAAAAAAGUAUUGGGAACUCUAGAUUUAUCCUGGCGUUACCUCAAUAGGCAGUGAGCAGACCAAACCGAUCCAAAUAUUUUAAAGCUACUCCGGUUAUUUUGUUCACUUGCCAAUCAAACCGUCUAUAUGAGUUCCUACAUGGAUGUUCAGCAGAAUUCUCUCUCUCCUGUUACAUGUCAUUGGGAAUGACCUUUCCAUCAAGGUUGAAACAUACUUAUCUGUGAUUUGACUCUACUUUGACUAACUGUUCAUACAUGGCGUAAUCAUUUAAAGGGACACUAUAGUCACCAAAAGCAACUUUAGCUUAAUGAAGCAGUUUUGGUGUAUAGAUCAUGCCUCUUAAGUCACUUUUAUUUCUGUUUAUGCAUCCCUAGCCACAUGUUCUCUGGCUAUAAUUGACACAGCCUGCAUGUAAAAAAAAAUGGUUUCAUUUCUAAGCAGAUGUUAACUUGCUUUAUAAGUUUUUAUUUCCUGAUUUGUGAAUUGAACUUUAAUCACAUGUCAGGUGUGAAUUUACUGAAGACGUUUUUAUUUCCUGCUUAGUAAAUUGAACUUUAAUCACAUAAACAAAGGCUCCUGCUGGAUCCAGAAGGCUAUUAUCAGUGCAUAAGAUAAAACAUUGUAAAUUAAACAUAAUUUGCAAUAAUGGAAGUGUAAACAUUAGAUCUCUCCUUACAGGAAGUGUUAAGGAAGGCGGUUGACAUUACUUGCAGGGAGGUGUAACUAGGGCUGUAUCAACAAAGUAAUUUAACUCUUAAAUGACAGAGAACUGAACAGUGAGACUGCAGCAGCAUGGUCUAUACACCAAAAUGGUUUCAUUAAGUUAAAGUUGUUUUGGUGACUAUAGUGUCCGUUUAAAGAUGGAAAUAUGUAGUGUAACAACAGUGGUGACUUAUAAACAUAACCCCCAACAUUUCAAAAAGACAAAGAGGGACACUUUACUUUUAGUGGUGUGAGUGGAUGUGUGGCAUGGUUAUUCUGAGAAAUUUUCCUCAUUUUACUAAUUUCAUUGCAACAAAAACAGAGCCUGUAAGAACUGUGAGAACAGGCAAAAGCUCAGAGAUACUUCAGUCGCUUGCCCUUCUGUAAAUCCCCGAUCAUGUCUCAAAAAUGUUUUUGCUCACUUAAGCCAUUACAGAGUGAACCUAUACAAUUUGCAUAUCAGGCUGAUCCCGCCCUAAAGGGCAGUCCAAAUCCAAAAUGCUGGCACAUUCCCUCUGAAUGAGAAAUACAGGAACCCUGUACAAUCGUUUCUGUAUUCUUUGGGCCCCGCCAAUGAAGUGUAGCUGAUAUCCCUUUAGGAACAUGGAGCACAAGGUCAAAGUCUGGAUUACCCUUUUAAUUUAGGGAGAGCCAAAGUAAAUGCAUUGCAAGAAAAACAGAGAAUAAGAGAACUCUGACAAUGGGCAGAAUAAACAAGAUUCUAUAGUUAUGAAGAGCUCAAAAGUGACUGAAGCUUUAAUUCAUUUUUGAAAUAUUAUAUUCUUUUACUUCUGAAGAACAAUUAUUUGCUAUAGUAUUUAACAGAAAUUUUGAAAUCUAUAAAUCCCUAAAUUAAAAAAAAAAGUGAUUUGUUAAUUUCAAGUGCAUUAUAUGUUAUUUUCUUUUAUGUUUUGUUGAAGAAUUAUCUAAUUUAGAUCACCGUAUGUUAAUUUGGCUAGAUUUUGUGUUAAAAUUACAAUAUUUAUUCCCUCGUGCAAGGAAUGCCUUACAUGGCUUAUAUUAUUUUAUUUUAAUAGUGGGAAAAGAUAUCAUAAUAUAUCAUAUACACAUAUGGGCUAUAUUUAAUCUUAUGAGUUUAUACCACUGUGAAAUAGAUUUUUUUUACUUUGCGCUUACAUUUCUUUGUCCUUCUGCAGACAUUUGUCAUUCGAUCCAAAAUUUCUUUGGGAUCUGCUAUAUUCACUUUUAAUCUAGGAGAUCCACAAGGAGCUAUUUACAGCUAUGUGACUUGCCAAUAGCUAUAUUCUUUAUAUCGUAAACAUUCAGCAUCACAAGUUAUUAAAUCAAAGCUAUAUAUCCUCUUUACGUGUACAUCCAGAUGUUUAUAUUAAAGCUGUAUUCCUAUGACAUUUUAUAUUUACAUUGUAGUAAAGCUGCUAGACCAUGAUAUUAGAGAAGAAUGUUAAACAUUUGCUCGCACAAGUGAAAAAUGUUUUAAACCUCAUGUUAUUAAUUUAAAAACUAUAUAAAAACGGUUCUAGUACUAAACUCUGUAUCCAAUCUGUGGCCUAAAAUAUACUUAGGUGUACACUUUGUAUUUACACUUUCUUACCACCCCAAAUAAAGCUUGCUGAGUACAUUGCAUGUUUUGUUAUUUACUUCUUAUCCAGCUUAGUUAUUCUUUUUUCAUAUGUGAGAUUUGAUUAUUUUAUUUGUUCUAAGAUAAAUGUGCUUUAGAGUAUAGUUUAAAUUGCCAGCCAGUGGUUUUCACCUCCCAGUUUUGUUUACUUAUAUGUUUUUGUGUGGUCUAAAAAUAAAAUGUUGCAUACCUCCCAACAUUUCAAAUGGACUAAGAGGGACAAAGAGGGACACUUUAGGACGUGACUAGGGGUGUGGCCAGGGCAGAGCUGUUCAGAGAAAUUUUAGAUGACUUAAUAAUGAUUAUUGUAAUUAUUACGUAAUUUAGGAGAACAAUGCAUCAUGUUUACAAAAACUGAUUUCUAAACACAUUUAUUGUAUUUUAAAGACCCAUCACUGUGCAUAUUGCUUCUGAGCCAUGUUAUACACUCAAACACACAAACAAUAUAGCUCCUAGAAAAGAAUGACAUUAGGUAUGAAAAGAGGGAUAGAGGGAUUUGGGCCCAAAAUAGGGACUAUCCCUCCCAAAUAGGAAUAGUGGUGAAAUGUAGAAUUCCACCAUUUAUCUUGGAACUAAGUGUCUCCUUGGCUAUCUCCUUAUCUUGGCCACCUAUCCAUCCUCAUUAUUAAUUAUUAUGCCCUUUUCAUCCAUUGGACAUAGUUAGUGGAAGAGGAGAAACUAAAACCUUUUUCCUCAUUUGCAUUGUGUGCCCUGGCUGUGCCUCUUCUAAAAUGGAUUGUGAUGUCACUUGUUAAAUACUUAAUAAACAUUCUAAAAGAAAAAAAGAUUAACUCAAGUUAUAGUUGCUGUUUUAUCCAGUUAUCCACAGAAGAGCUUGUUACAUUUAGGUAUACUCUAGCCAACGAUCAACAUCUGUGUUGAUUUCUGAGCAUCUCUAAUUAUUGGCUGACAUCUACUGUGUUCCCAAAUUAACUCUCACUUUUUCAAAUAUUACAGGUUGCCAUAAAGUCAAUUCGCAAGGACAAAAUAAGAGAUGAGCAAGAUAUGGUUCACAUCAGACGAGAGAUCGAGAUUAUGUCGUCACUCAGCCACCCACAUAUUAUAAGCAUCUACGAAGGUAAUUUUCUCCUCUCCCGAUGUGUGGUCCAUUAUUUUAUUGUAUGUCUGAUUCUUGGCCAGCGUUCUAUGUUUGUGUGGGAUGCAACACUACACAUUGUUAAGCUGAAAAUAUAAAGUUGUUUAUUCUUAUUAUUUGCAUCCAGACAGUUUUAGACCUUUCAAACUUUUAUUUCACACCAGAGACAGAAAGCACAUGGAAAUUCACUCAUUAUAUACUAUCACUAUUUGCUUGCUUGUGUGUAUACUUUGUGUGUAUUGCAAUUUAGGUAGUGUCCUGAUCAGGGCCAGCGCUUCCAUAAGGCCAAUUAGGCAGUGGCCUAGGGCGCUCUCUUGGAGUGGGCGCCCGCACAGGCUGUAAUACUCAUCUGAACCCCCAUGAGAAUAUGCAGAGCGAGUGCCGCCUCCCCCUAAAACAGAGCUACCGGCAGCGUCAGCCCCUCACUGCUCCUGCCCUUCUCCUGGUAGCUCAGCUAUGUAACAGGCUUUAAACACAGCAUCUCUUUAACAAAUGUAACUCCUACAAAACCUUGACCCUACCUCUACUGUAUCUAACCCUGCCUCUCCCCAUCUGAUACAUUUUAACUCUGCCCCCAUCCUGCCUCUGCCCCCUCCUUCCAAGACCCUACCUACUGUCAUCAUGUCCUUUGAAGAGGAGGGCAGAGCUUCCCCAUGUUGCUCCCCCUGUCCUGAUCUGUGCUAUAUGUUGGGAAUUCUUAACCCCUUAAGGACACAACUUCUGGAAUAAAAGGGAAUCAUGAUGGAAUAUUUCCAUCAUGUGUCCUUAAGGGGUUAAAGGACCACUAUAGGGUCAGGUACACAAACAUGUAUUCUUGGCCCUAUAGUGUUAAAACCACCAUUUAGGUGGUUUGCCCCACUGUAGCCCCCUUAAAAGGAAUUAAAACAUACCUGACUUCCAGCCCCGCCCCAGUGCUGGCCCUGCCCCAAUCCGCCUCCUUGCUGACAUCAUCAGAAUUUACAAUUUUCCCAUAGGGAAAUUCAGCAUCUCCAUGCAGAGCGAGGAGACGCUGAACGGGAGUGCUGCACAAUGUGGAUCACUGCUCCAGGAAGCACCUCCAUUGGCCAUCUGAGGAAUGGCCACAGGAGGUAUCCCAAGGAGGCAAUGUAAAAACUGAAAAGGCAGUGUUUGCUUGAAAAUGCCUGCAGGGAAUGAUUAUACUCACCAGAACAACUACAUUAAGCUGUAGUUGUUCUGGUGACUAUAGUGUCCCUUUAAAUACAGUAAUUGGUUAAUUAUCCGCUGAUCUCCUCUCAGCUAUUUUGCAAUAUCUGUUGGUUGGCUAUCCAGCAGGCCGUCGUAAUAUGUAAGAUUUUUGGGGGGAAAAUCAAACCUGAAAGAUCAUUCUCUUUUCACAUUAAUUAUCUGGUGUCACAGUGGUGUAUCAAUUUCUGAAAGUAAAUAAAUAUAUCUCUAAUGACAUUCUAAUGCGUGAUUUAUGAUUCUCAAAUGCACUGCGCCUUGAAUAGUGCCUCGGUUACACAUAUAUGUUAAUUUCAGCAAUUAAUUUUUCACUAUAUACUUUGAUGAAGGGAGGAUCAUUUACCAGCAUGAGACCCAUAACAGUCACAUUAACUGUAUUUCCUUUUAUCCCACCUUGUUUAUACAUAACCACCAGCCUUUCUCCCUUGCUCUACCCCAGCUUAUUUUAUCACAUUUUGCAUUGUCAGCCUCUUUUGCCAAGACCUCAACAUUUUGUCCAUAUACAAUUUUCUGUUCUUUGUCCCUUUCUACCUGAAAACAGAAUUUCCGCUAGUUUCUUUCUAACUGUACAUACCAUACCUACCUUCAUUUACAUGAGACACUGUGGUGUGGUAUACUUCUCAACCACAAGCUGCAAGGUAGGUAGUUGUCAAUUGGUUUGCCCCCCUUAACCAUUUGAAAACUACCCCCCAGUGCAGCUUGUGUUUGUGAAGUAUAAAAUAAUCUGAAUGAGGCCUGGGAGAAAAAAGGGGUCUAAAAAUCAAACAAGACAAAUGGGCGUAACGCAAGGUAUUAUUUGUCUUUAUUUCAAAAGAUGGAUUAUUUAUUACAUUGCAUUUUUUUUUUUAACUUAUACCAUUUCCUAUAAUGCCCUGUGUGUGUGUAUAAAGGCACAAGUGUGCAACUGAGUAUUCUUUACUGCCUACUAUUCUCAAAGAAGUGGACUUUAGGUCUACAUGAUUCAUCAUAAUGUACAGCACCCAGUUAUGGCUAAAAAAUAUUAUCAGGAGAAACCACUCUCAAUGUGAUAAAAUGUUUAAUCUGAUCACCUGAAAAUAGAAAAUUCAUAUUGUAACCAGAAAAGGUUGCUUAAACCAUCAGUUCUCCUGUAUGCGGUUGUAUUUCAGAUUAAUAUAACAAUAUGUCGCUGAUAUGCAUGACUUGUUUUUGUGUGUGUAAGCUUACACAGCGCCAUCAAUUACGGAAAAUGGCAAUAACAAUGGCUCAACACGUCCUAGAGUAACCUAAACCUUCAGGUCAGUUAAACGGCCAAAAAAUGAAAUGACUGCACCAGAUGGGAAGGUGAAAAAAACUAGGUGAAUUACACAAAUCCAGAGGGUUCCAUAUAGUUUACAUGAGGAUAUCCCCUACCCAUCGUGUUUAGCAGCUGCCAAAAUGAGCUGGAAGUUCGAUGUGUUGGAGAUUAGAUCAGAGCAGGCCAAGUUUCGAAAAGACAAAAGAGCUGAGCUAGGAACCUUUUGUAUUGCAGCUGCUUCAGAUCUCAUCAUGCUCAGCCGGCUUGGUCCCUAAGGGUACCUCUUCCUGGAAACAAAAUCAAACACGGGAAUAAAUUCCAUAAAUCAGACAGAAGAAGAAUAUUUGAGUCGAAAAAUAUAAUACUAAAAUAAAAAGAAAUGUUACAAAGUAAUCAGCAUAAAACAACUCUCUCUGAAAAGUGAUGAUUAUAGUGCACACCCUAGUUAGAGGAUCAUGUUGCCAAAAUGAGCUGAGCCAAAGAAAACCAAAAAAAAAAGCAAUAAAGAAACCCACCUAUUGGGAAUUUCCCUUAACUCUAGAGGAAAACCAGAAUCUGCUGAAAUAGACUAGAAAUAUGUUCAGAAAAAAAAUGUAAAAUCAAAUUAUUAAAUGUAUUUAGUAAGAAUAUGUAAUCUGUGAUUGUUAAUCCCUCUUUGACAAAGGAAGGCUUCAGACACGCAAAAUAAAUUUUCAACUAUUUGCUUUUACUUUCCAGAGAGCAAACUGGUAGAAAAAAAUGGAAGAAACUUGCUUCAAAGCAACAGAUUCACUAAGUUAUAUUUUCAUGUGUAUUAUUAGUAUUGCCAUUUAUAUAGCGCCAACAGAUUCCGUAGCGCUUUACAAUAUUAUGAGAGGGGGGAUUUAACUAUAAAUAGGACAAUUACAAGAAAACUUACAGGAACGAUAGGUUGAAGAGGACCCUGCUCAAAUGAGCUUAAAGUCUAUGUCAGGGGUUCUCAACGUUAGUCCUUAGGACCCCCUACCAGUCCAGGGUUUAGGGAUUACCUGGGUGUGUCUAAGGUGUUUAGAAAAAGAAAAAAAAACACCUUAGAGUCUAAGGUGUUUUUUUCCCUUUUUCUAAACACCUGAGACACACCCAGGUAAUCCCCAAAUCCUGGACUGGUAGGGGGUCCUGAGGACUGGGUUGAGAACCCCUGGUCUAUGUGGUACCGCAAAGGCACUCAACUAUUGAGUUCAUUCAUUGAGUAGUUCUGCGAGAGGGCCCAUAAAGCCCAUCCAACUGCAUUAUUUUGCUGCGGAGUUCAAUGUGAACCCCUGCAGCACUGUAUAGGCAAUGUGAUAAAAUAAAUCAAAGGUGUAUUACAGCACUGGAUACAAAUCCAUCCGCAAAAUGUUAACUUACCGGAAAAAAAAAAUGAAGAUAAUUUCUCAUUAACCCUUUGACCUUCUGGUCUAGAGGUGAUUAGCUUUAGAAUGUGUCACCACUUACCUAAGUUAAGAUCUCAGAUUUUUAAGGCUAAGUAGGUCCAAGUGGCUUGAGCAAGCUUUUACUAGCUUAAUGAUACUUUUUUUUUUGGUAACCCAAUCAAAGUGAGUUUAUUUCCAGGAGCAACUGGAUGAGGUAGACCCUAAUUCUCCAUCAAAAGAAAUUCCAUCCUCUCAGCAGGACAGAAGUUGGCUCUCUGUAGCAUACAGCUGGGAGGAAAAUACUGUUGAUGUGACUUAAAACAUCUUGAAUUGUAGUGAACAGCUAUAGCUGACCUUGCCAGAAUCCUUCAUUCUGAAUUUCAGAGUAUAAAUGUAAUCACUGAAGGAAAGUGCUUCUUUCACGAACAUCCUCAGAGCAACAUGUCAAAUCUGGGAUACCAGAGGGCCUUUAAUUCUGAAUAUAGCAUAUAGUGUGUAUAGUGCUUACAUUUAAAACUGCUAUACAAUUUAUUUUCAGUCUACAUUCGGUUUAUUGUAUAUAUAUAUAUAUAUAUAUAUAUAUAUAUAUAUAUAUACACAUAUUUUUGCAUGCAUAGUUCUAUAAUCAAAAUCAGUUUUUGCUCAUGAACCUCAGCUGCAAAUGAACUAUACUUUUUACAGUAUUAAAAAGACAAUCUUCUCUCAUCGUCAUCUGGAGACCCCAGGCGAUGCCUUACCUUAAGGUGUUAAAUUUAAUUUCAACCUUUCAGCUAAUUAUUAUGGAUUUGAAGAGUGAUAAAAAUAGAAUGUGAGUCCACUGCUGAAUACUAGGGAUGCACCGAAAUUUUGGCUUCCGAAGUUUUGGGCCGAAAAUGGGCCUACCCAAUUUUGGCCGAAAAAGGGUCAAAUCUGCUGAACAUUUUGGCAGUGAGAUGGCCCUGGAUAAUGAAUGAAGCAGCAGACACAGAGCUGAUAGCACGGUGCAGGCUGCCCCCUCCCUCCAUGAUGGUAACUCUGGGUUAUCUAGCGGUGUGCCUGCCCUCCUUCUUUCACAUAUCCUAUGGAUGACGCAUUCCCAUUGGUUUGGGCCAAGAACACGCAAGUAACGUAGACCCGUCUGAAAACAUGGCUCCGCAGGGAACUUGCCAAAAAACGAUGCAUCUCCAGGGAGUCUAACACCGGCCCAGGAGAGACACAAGAGGUAAAGCGGAAGUCUCCACCGCUCCUGUACUUGGUGGGAUCUAUGACUCGUUCCUCCCCACCGAAGCAGCAUGCUCAUGAAAAGAGACCGGCCAAGAUGGCCGCCAGCAACAGUGGUGGGGUCGUGAAGGAAGCGACGCUGCCAGAGAGGAGUGAAGAUUUGUCAGGAACCUGUUUGAAUUGGAUUCAUCGUUACUGGAGAUGAAGUAGCACUGGUAAGCGCUGCUGUGAGAUUUUACAUAUUAUCUAUUCGGUUUCUGCUUAUAUAACGGCUUCAAACUCAUAGCUGUUAUAAUGGCAAUGUACUUAGUGUAUAGUGUGGAGGCAAAUUGUGCAAUGGUACAGUAAGGAAGAGGCUUUGUGAUUGCUUUGUGAUUGGAAGAGGCUUCGUGAUUGCUGUAGUUUGUAUCAGAGCUAGUCACUAAAUACUGAAUUGUGGUGAAUAUCAAAUGGUUUUAAAAAUCAUUUGGUGAAAAAUGUUGUUUUCGGUUUCGGCCAAGGGCAUCCUGAAUUUUCGGUUUCAGCCCAGAAUUUUCAUUUCUGUGCAUCCCUACAAAUACCCAGAUCUGUCCCAUUUAAUCUGUUAUAGAUCAUUCUAAUGCAGUUUACCCUUUCUAAUUACAAUCUCAGGCCUGCCAACAAUCCCACUUUCAGUGGGACAGUCCCGAUUUCGGGAUCCUGUCCUGCCGUACUGAUUUUGUUCCCUGGCGUCCCCAUCCUGGGUCACCACGGAACUCUCCCCAGACAGUACAGCGCAAGAGCAUCAUUAGACGCACUCAGUCAUUCACAGGUGCUAAGAGCCUGCAGAGCGCUUUAGCAGACACCCUUGGUCCUCUAGGCUGUCAAGCUGGAUGGUCGCCUCUUUCUUGAGCAGACGCGCCCAAUUUUGAGCAGUGUUAGCAUGCUAAGCAAUAUGCAAGUGCCAUAAUCUGUUAGCACUUUUUUUCUCCUUAAUCAGGACACCAGAAAACAAGCCUUGUGAUGGCAGGGACAGACAUCAGAAAUCAGGACUGUGCCACCAGACUUUGGACAGUUGGGGAGAAUGCAUUGGACUAUUGCAAUACUAUACCUGACAGUUCAGCAUUAUGAGCCAGUAUAACAGUAUUUGAUAGCUUGCAAAUGUUAUACCAUAACUCAAAGAUCAGAUGAUGUCACCUUUUAAAUCUUUCGGUUUCACCUUUUUUUUAAUAAACUAGGCAGUUUGUGAAAAAAACAAAACCUUAAAGAAUGUGAAUAGAAGUCUUGAUUUUCAGGUCAUACCCUCUUUUUUUUCAGUACUAUAUAGCUUUUAAGUUAUAAAAAGCACUAGAUUGGCUUUGCAAAUUAUGAGUCAUAGUAUAUUCCCUCAGAGUAUAGAAGAAUGAGGUGACCCUAUGCAGGGAAUGAAAUGAGAUCGAAAACAACUAAUGAAACGAUAGGCAGGCUCUUAACUUAGAAUAAAGAUGAAUAAUUCUGGCAUCAUUUUACCUUUCAAUUAGACCGUGUUUCUAAUUAAUUUCCUGUCUAGCUGAGCUGUGACGUCAAGUGGCACAUCUCAUUUUCUUUUCUUCUCUGUAUUUUUUUUUCAAAACACAGCACCAGAACAGAUUUCUUGUCAUUACCAACAGCUCACAAUGAGUUGAGAACAAAAUGAACUUGCCUCCGCUGUUAAAUUCCGCUGACCUUUGAUUUCCUCAAAUAAUUAUUUACACCUACGUAACUCUUCUGUUGGACAGCGCACGAUUUCAUGAAGUAGUUGGCCAUUAAAUGAAAACAUAUAUCAAACUCUUUCUCCCAUGAUAAUAGACUGAAACAAAAGGAAAGCAUGAAAACGCAGGUUGAUAAUGCAGCUAGCAUUUGUACCUGCUACAUGUUUUGUGAAGCGCUAUACCAGGGGUAGGCAACUUUUCGCACUCCAAAUGCUGUAGACUAUAUCUCCCUUGAUGCUUUGCCAUCAUUAUGGAUGCAAGAGCAUUAUGGGGGAUGUAAUCCUCAACAUCUGGAGUACUGUUAUAACAUAAUAGAUAUCUCCAAACUCAGCAUUAUAUAGAUAAGUUAUUAAAGUGGUUUAAUAGCUGUAAGUUCAGGUGUUGCAUGUGACACCAUAGGCUUGGUGACAAUGAAUUAUCUGUUUAUAAAAAACAAAAGUGUAGAGGAGAGUGCAAAAAACAGUGUAGUAUCAACACGUGCUGCUGUGUCACUCAACACAACACACAAUCAAGUAAACAUAAAAAACGGUGCAGGUGUACACUCACAGGGUAAAAACUAAUAUUACCCACUCUGGAACAUUAAAAAGUUCUAAAAAAAGCAUAAAAUAGCAACUUAUAGUCUAGUAUGCCAGGGUACAACAAAUACAGAAAAGGUAAGCUUUUACACUUACACAGUGGACUCAGACUUAAAGGCAGGAAUAUUGAUCUCCUCCGUAAUACUUCAAGGACGCCUCCAUUUGUAUUGCCCCUUUAAAAGAUACCAUGUAUUAGCAGCAGCUUUCCGAAAUAAUCCAACAUCAUUAGGGAUCACUAAAAUACAGGUGUACUUGAUAAAAGCGAAUAUGGGAUAAAAAGACCUGUUUAGUAACAGUGUCCGCAGGCACUAACGCGUUUCUACCAGCAAAAUCGUUUUUAUUUUUAUCAAAGUGUAAUCUUGAUAUCCAAAAAUCCAGCGCUUUUGGAUCCACCUCCAAUCUUCCAGCCAUGCCUGGUGCUUAAUUAUCUGUUUAUACCCAUUGCUAGUGAUAUAGUAACGUAGUGAUCUGGGUUAAAAAAAAACAAAAAAUUAAAUAAAUAAAGUGAUUUCCAGAAAACGAAACAGAAAAAUGGCGAUCAGAUACCUCUUUUAAUCUACAAGCUCUUAACAUGUAAAUGUAGUGGUUUUCCCAAAAUCAUGCAAAAAAUCAUUCAAUCCAUAUAUAUAUGAACAAAAAAUACCUCUGCGUAAUAUAAAAAAACAACCUAUUUACCUAUUUAUUUUAGGUACAGAAUUCCCCUUCUUUAUCGUUCUUGCUGAAUAGAAUGUUUUGUUCGCUUUAGGCAGCAGCCCAUCACAGUGUUCCUGUAGUAUUUAAUGAUCUGCCUUGAAUUAGCACACAUCCUGCUGUUGUAUCACUCUCGAGGUCUACACUAUGUGUUUUGUUAUUUUUUCCUGGUGAUUGCAAACCUUGCAAAAAAGGGUUAAGCUUUUUACAUAUGCUAUUAUUUUGUCCAUAUCUUGGGCACUUAUAUAUGCAUGCUUAUAUCCACAUUAAUGGAAUUAUAUGGGUUUUUUUUGUCUCGAUAUAUAUGGCAGGUGGUUUGACAUGGAAAAAUAAAAUGGGCUGUUAAAGUAUAUAUUUAGCAAAAAACUGAUUUAUAACCAUACACCGAUCAGCCACAACAUUAAAACCACCGACAGGUGAAGUAAAUAACAUUGAUUAUAUUGUUACAAUGGCACCUGUGAAGGGCUGAUAUAUAUUAGGCAGCAAGUGAAUAGUCAAUUCAUGAGUUUCAUGUGUUUGUAGCAGAAAAAAGGCUCAGUGAUAGGCAGGCCAUGGGCACUGGGUUUAUCUUUAUACAUAACAGCCGUCCACAAACUCCAUUGCACCUUUGUGUUCCUCAGACAUUUUUAACUAAUUAUAGUGUUUUCUUUAAAAAAGUUUUAUACCGAACAAAAUGUAUUGAUCUCACACCUAGUGUCAAAGUCCUACAUACUAUACCACCAAUUACAUAUUGAGUAAUUUAUUAAUAAAAUAUAAGUUACUGUUAAGAACGUAUUGUUUGCCAGUGUUACAAUGAUUUUGGCAGAGACAGCAGUAAAUAAUAUUAUGUAUAUUAUAAAUACAGUAAUACCUAACUGCUUAUGAUGACUGAUGAUGGUUUGGAUUUGUGAUAACAUUCUGAUGAGAUCAUUUCCAAGUGUGGAAGUAACCUUAACAGCCUGUUAAAAAAGUAAUACAGGUAUUUUCAAACACACUGUUAUAUAUUACUGCAGUUGGAAUAAGUGACAGCUGUCUAUUGACUUACGAUAUGCAUGAAACACAUUUUUGACGUCACAGCAACCAAGGGGAUUUUUAGCAUAGCUGUCUUUAGGCACAGCUGUAUAAGUCCUUAACACGUGACACUCUAAGAGUGACUGGUCCCUUUGUCACAUCAACAUACUGACAUGCCAAAUGGCUUUACCCUUUAAAGAGCACAACUCUGGACUAUGCAUUCUCAUAGUAAAGUUUAUAAAUAGUGUCCCACUUAGUUAUGUCAUCUUUCUGCUGGCUGCAGUGAGGUAAUAAGGACGAGACUACCAAUUGACCUGCUCAGGCCAAAUAGGGUAUCAUUGACUAUCCAUACACUGAACAUAUCUACUUACCUUGCCCUUUCUUCAAAAAGUAAACCAUAUUAACAUGGGGAUUAGUCCAUUCCAACCUAGAGCUUCAAAACUCUAAUUUAAAUAGGACAUUUCCAAAUAAUACUUUUACGUUUGUUACAUUUUUAUUUUUACAUUUUACAAUAUGUUUAACAGUUUUUCAGAUAAUACUCUUCUCAAUACUUGUUCACUGCUGUUUUCCUUGUUUGUUUUUUGGUAUGGGGAAUCUGUGUUCAGUGUUUGUACUGGUCAAUGAAGAUAAAUUUAAUUUGGAAUGUCUGACGGCCACUAGAGGCAUAAUCUAGGUCUGUAAACAUUGCCAUUUCUGAGGAAUGCCAUUGUCGGAGAAAAUAACCUGUAAAUACCAAAACCUCUACUUUGAGAUGUAGUGGUUUUGGUGCUUCGAGUGUCUGAGAUGGGAUGGGAAAAUGUGGCAUGCUUAAAGGACCACUCUAGGCACCCAGACCACUUCAGCUUAAUGAAGUGGUCUGGGUGCCAGGUCCUUUCUAGAGAAACUGUUAUGUUUAUGAAUGGGUUAAGCCUUCCCCCUAAUCCUCUAGUGGCUGUCUCAUUGACAGCCACUAGAGGCGCUUGCUUGCUUCUCACUGUGAUUUUCACAGUGAGAGCACGCCAGAGUCCAUAGGAAAGCAUUAUGAAUGCUUUCCUAUGUGACUGGCUGAAUGCGCGCGCAGCUCUUGCCGCGCGUGUGCAUUCAGCCGCCGGGGCGGAACGGAGGAGGAUCGGAGGAGGAGAGCUCCCCGCCCAGCGCUGGAAAAAGGUAAGUUUUUACCCCCUUCCAGAGCCGGGCGGGAGGGGGUCCCUGAGGGUGGGGGCACCCUCAGGGCACUAUAGUGCCAGGAAAACGAGUAUGUUUUCCUGGCACUAUAGUGGUCCUUUAAUUUUUGUAGGGCUUGACUUGUGUUUGUGUGUGUGAAUGCUAACGUAGUUUUUCAUAUGAAAAUACUGAAGGAAAAACAUAUACAUACAUGAACAGAAGCCACAUGUCCUCGAUAUUUCAUCAUUUAGUUCAUGCAAUUUAAAAGGUGCAAUUCAAACAUGCAAUCACUUCCUACUUGGGUUUCAACAUUUACAAUCUCAUCCAAAAUGAUGUGACAUCAUGCAAAAAAGAUGUUCUCUUUAAGUGAUCUCAUACAAUUUCAAAAUGAUUGGGAUGGUAGCUUAAUUUUUAUCAAAUGGAAAUCCACUGGAAAAAUUAUAGUUAAUGUCUCACUGGUACACAAUAGUAUGUUUAGAAAUACGUUCUAAAAUAGUUUUCAUAUUAGAUUUUAUUUAUACAUUGUCUUGUGUCAAAAGGAUGUUCUAAUAAUGCAUUGCUGAAACUUUUAAUGCAUUUUAUCUGAAAAAUGCAACAUUUUUGCAGCAUCAUAUUCUUGUGCUAAAUUUUUUUUAUUUUUUUUAAUUUGAAAAUCAUUUUAAAUUGAGAGCUGCAAACACACUUUCGAUUUGGUCACCUCGAAGUAUUUAGGUUCUAAAAAAAACAAAAACGACUUUAUUAUUAUUAUUUAUAAAGCACCAACAAAUUCCGUAGCGCUGUACAAUAGUUUGACUAACAGACAUGUAAUUGCAACAAGUUGAGGUGGACGCACAGCAACAGAGGGUAUUGUGGCCCUUCUGAAACAAGAUUACAUUCUAGAGGCAGUGGGAUUGUAAUAUUGUGUACUAACAAUUAGAUACAUACCAUCUUGCUCUUUUGAUUGGCUGACUUUUAAUAAAGCAUUGCUUUGUAACUACUGGGGAGGGCAGUUCUGUCUGCGGUUGAUAUCGGAGUAAUAAAAAUACCAUCCCAUGAAAAGACACUUGAUGGAAUGUCAACAUACUCAAUGUAAUGAAGAUUAUCGAGGGAGAAAGGAUAAGGGUGGUUCAAGCCAAUCUUGGGCAAAAAGCUUCUAUUAUUAUUAUUGAUAUUAUUACUAUUUUUAUAAUGUAUAUAGUGCCAACAUAGUCCUCAGCACACUGUGGAUAUAAAUUAGCAAAAAAACAACAGUUAUUAUGUACAGAAAUGAGAUGUGAAGAGAGUUCUGCCUAAAAGAGCUUACAAGAAGUUAAAUGUCGCCUUAAACCAACAAACUGAACUACAUCCCCUGAGGUCAUCAAUAAACUAAAGAACCAGUUCUAGAAUGAAGUAUUGUAUUUUCAUGUAUAGAAGGCAUUUUCUGUAGACUCUUAUCAGACAUAGCAGAGCUUUUAGCUGCAUAUUUUCCAUGAUGCGGGAAUGUAAAUAAACCAACUAUGACGCAGUGGUGCGUUUCCUGGGGGUAAAGUUUUUUUUAUACCACAUUUUUACUUCGUUUUAUCUAAUAUGUAUAUAAUCUUCACAAAGAAAAUCUGCAGUGCUAAAGAUUGCAAGAUCACAGGCCUAAGUCAACAUUCAUGGGGUUUCUUGGGCAUUUCAAAGCAUUGCCAUUUGGUCAAAAACUGCUGAGCUUACAAACCAGCCGAACUGGAGAAUUUUUCAGAGUUAAAAAGUUAAAAUUCUACUGUAAUUUUUCCACAGUAUACAGUUUUUGAAAAAACAUCAUUCUAAUCACUGGAAUCAAAUGAUUGUGUACUCAUUUUUUAAAUAAAAAAAAUGAAAAAAGUCUCAUAUUAAAAUAUGUUUUGUUUUGUCAUUAGAAGCCAGGUUAUCCAUAUCACAAAAGAACAUCUAUUACGCAGUUUUAAAGUAGUCUUUUAGGAAUACAUUCUUGUUAGUUUAAUAGUAUUAGAUGACUUCUCCUUUAUCCUUCUUGUAGCUAAAAGAACUUUAAAAUGUCUAUUUUUACAGACAAUAUAUAUCUUAGUGUUACAAGAUGUGUCUCAUUUUUUUAGAUAUAAAAUAAGUGUUAAUAAUUGGCUAUUUCUACGGUAGGUUAAAUCAGGGCAAGUACCUCGGCUCUUCACAAAACCACUCUUGUUGAAAUACAUGUGCAGUUGCAGUGUUGAACUGCUGAAAAAUAAAGCAUUGCACAACUUCUAUUCUAUGGUUUACAUCAUAUUUAUGCAGUUUCUCUCUGUAACUGGUCACAAAUCACUGGAGGCCACUUAGUUGUUAGAAAUAAACAUUCCCUGUAACACACUCCUGACUCAAAGGCUGCAAAUUUAUUGGGUAGUUUGCAUAACUGCGUUGCGGAUUAGAUCAUAUUGAUACGGAAAGUGAAGUUUAAAAAAUCUGACAAAAGUCCGAUAAAUUGGCGAUGGAAACUAUAGAGAUUUGACAUAGUGAAAAUAUUUAGCUAAAAGUUUUUUCUUCAACUCAUGUAUAUAUUCAGCUCAUUUGCCUAUUUUUUGCAGUUCGCAUGUCAAUUGUCCACAAAUCCCAGUUUAGCGAAUAACCCUGAGGGCGUCCAUUUUUAUAUACGUCACUGACAGCUAAAUUUCUAAUUGCUGGAAAGAUCCUGCUCCCCUUCCCCUUUGGGACCCACAUUUAUUUCUAAGGUUAAAAGGUUGAGGUAGGCUGUAACUGCUUAAGCCACCAUCGUUUUAAGCAUUUAACAUAAGGAUAUACACAGAAAUUCAUAUUUAGACAGAUGUAUAGAGGCUAUAUAGAGGAAAUCCCUUGCAUAUUUUAGAGAUUGUAUUACACAUGUGCAAAAAGGCAAACUGUCUAAGUAUUUUCUACAUCCUCAGAACUGUUGCUCUGUGCAAUUACAUAACUCUUAUGUUCCCAUUUUGCUGUUAGUGGAUUUUAUAGCCUAUAUAUUCUUACCAUUGUUACAGCCAUAUCAUAUGGAUUUAAUUUAUUUCACAGAUUACUUUCCUUGCUUGUCUGAUUCAUAAAAUUGGAUCCAUCCCUAUCAGUCCUCUCUAAAAGUAUUUUACAGUUCUUUCACGGUUAUGUUCAACAUUAUAUAUAUAUAUUUUUUAACCUAAAUUUUCUAAUGUGAGUAUACAUUUUGUCUACAAUGAAGACUGCUUUGUGGCAUGAGUCACUAAGCUUUAUAUUUAACAUACAGCUAUAAAUUGAAUCAUAUUGAAACAUAGCAGCAUAGUUAUUCAAACUGAAUACAAUUCUCCAAUAAGGAUUCCAGCUGGCGGUACAGCUAAUGCUGAGUUACACAAUGGGCAUCAGUGAAAGACUGAAAGAAUUAUCCACCUAUCACUGCCAAACAUCGCUACUUGAAGGUGAUGCAUUCAGAUGAACCCAGGCAGCAGUGAGGGUCUGGGUUGCCGGUGGCUGGUGACCUUCAUUCAAGGUCAAGCCAUUGAGGUUGAACUGAGCAAUGGCAUGGUUCUAACAUAUUCCAGGUACCAUAGCUUUGUCAAUGAGAUGAAGUGGCUGUGGUGUCUGGAGUGGCAAUAAUAAUAAUAAUUCCUGGUGCUAUAUAGCUGGUGUUGAGCUGAAAUUACCACUUCGAAGCUGAUCCCAAUUGUGUCUCAGAAAGGAGGUGUAUAAUUCUGUCUUCACUUCAAGUGGACUAUCAGAUUUAUUGCUUGUUUAACAAGAAAAUGCUAUUAAUAGUUAUACAUGUUGCUAUAAAACGUAUAGUCUGUUUUGCUAAAAGGCCCUUUUAAAGAAAUCCAUUGAGUUUGACAGCUUGGGGGCCCUCCCCCACCAGAUGUCUACUUCUCACCUCUGUGAAUAAUUAGGGUUUUCAUAACAUAAUGUUUGUUUGAGCCACAUUUCACAGUUUAACUUCUUCGGGACCAGAAUGUGACAAAUCCCUUAAUAUUGAGUUAAUGUUCUCACUUCUUGUUGAAAUGAUUACUCCCUACUUUGCCCUUAUUCUUUAGAUAUUUUGAUUACUCCUUAGUUCUCCUUAUCCCCAAUAUAUGUUUUCUGCUCUAGACACAGUAAUCUUUUUAAACAGCUAGUCUUUUCCGUUUUGUCUAUACUCUCUCUGUCUAACAGUCUAUCUGGUUUGUCUGUCUACCCAUCCAUCAAUCCAACUAUCUUUUCUUUUUUAAUGCACGGUCUAAGGCUAGGCUCUUUUUCCUGGGAGGGAGUCGCCACAUGGAAAAUUUGGACAAAACACAGAAAACAAAAAACUUUAUUCCAGUCUGCUUGAUCGAGGCAAGCUCAGAUUUUUAUAUAUCACUACAAUUCUAAGCCACUCUCAGAGAGUAGGAACAGGAUGUUCUAUGACCAUCACCUUUGUAAUUAUGCUUGUUGUGAUGGUGCUUAGAGGGCCCCUUUAAUAUUUAUUAUGCUUUUAGACUCAUAUCACAAUUAUGAUAUCAUUUAGAAUAUGCAUAACUAGCGAAAUAUAGAAAAAAGUAAACAAAACUAUAACAUUUAAAGUGGCACUCCUAGAUCCAUAGCCACUAGAGCUGAUACACUCAAGCUCAUAAUUACAUAUUGUCAUGGAAUGUAGGUUACACUUUCUAUAUCUAUUACAUUGUACAUAUUUCUUGUUGUGGAUUUAUGUUGGAGUAAGUGUACAUCUGCAUUCACACAUAGAAAUGCCCUUUUAUUUCCCUGUACAGAAAGUGUAAAUUUCAAUGUUUUAGUAUUAGCAUUGAUUACAUUUGAAAAUUAGUUAACUAAGUAUUUCUUAGAAUUUCUUUAUCAGACCAUCAGAAAAUCUUUUCAUUUAGGGAUGUUUUCUUGGAGAAACUGGUGAGAGAUUAUUAAAAUAAUAUAUUUAAAGCUGUUAUAAUUCCUGUAUAGUAUUAUAUUGAAAAAAAUUAAAUAUGUUUUGGGAUAUUGAAAAGCAAGAAUUAUCCCAUCCCAAUUAACACAGAUAUAUUGGUGAAACCAGAUAAUAAUUCAGGAAUAGUUUUCUAAGUGGAUUUUCUCCUAUACAGGCUCCCAUUACAAAUCUAACAAUAUGCUUUAUGUAAUACAUUUUUUUUAAAAGUAACUGUAGUAUUGUAUUACACCAGCAACCUUUCUACUGUAAUACAUAUCCUUCACAAAAGAUAAUUAUUGUGUUGGUGAUUUUUAUAUGUAGAAAAUCUUACCAUGAACUUCAAACUGUCAAGUGACCAAACAAUACUGGACCAAAUUCCUUCCGACCAUAAUUUUAUAAUUUGUAUGAUACAGAUAAUACAUCCUGUCUGGAUACCACUAUUAAUAUUUUGUUGGAUAGAUUUUUUUUGUUCCAAGUAAUAAUCUACUAAACAUAACAUUGUAACUUCAUAUUUUCUGGAAUACAUUAUUUAAUGACCACUUUCUUAUUUCGGAAAACCAAGCUUCUAGUUGGCUUAACCCCAAUAAGGAAAAAAAAAAGUCAGGAGACUAUGUUAGCCUGAAAAAGUAAUUAUUGCUAAGGCCUGAAAAAAAAUAAGAGAAGUCAUGCGCUCAUAUUUGGAGAACGUUGUGGAUAGAGUAAUCCAUCCAUAGACAGCUCUUCUAGUUUGAGAAGUCUUUGUUUUAAUGAGGAUUACGCAGAUGGGACUCACUGACAGAAAAGGACAGGGUGAGCCUUCAGGCAUAGAACAUUCGAUCUUAUCAGAACCUUGGCUUCCUUUGGUUUUAUUAUCAGAUCUACUUGACUGGGAGCUCAAGGGCGGGAGCAGAAAGCAGAUUUUGGCAUGUAGGGUAGACAAAUAAUAUAAGUGCUGGGAGGAAUAAUGUAUUGAAAUAUUACACAUCUCCAGCUGAGACACUUAAGUAAGUCCAGGUUUGUAGAUUUCUUAGUAGGUUAAAAUGGCAAAACUUCAUUUCACUGGUCUUUGUGAUAUUGUUUAUAUUUCUUAUGAAUUUUUUUAUGGAAUUAAAUAUGAUUAUUUAACGAACCUAUCCUUAAUACAUUUUAUAAUAAUUUCACACCAAUUUAAAAAUAAUAAUAAUUUUAAAAGUUCCUUACGAUUAAAGGAACACUAUAGCGUUAAGAAUGUAAACGUUCUACAUUGAGCUACAUGCCUGAAGUAUCUCCUCGAUUGGAUUUAGGCGUUAAAGGACCACUAAAGCUCCAUCUCAAUGAAGUGGUCUGAGUGCAGUGGUCCUAUUGUUUUAACUCUUCAAUGUAACAUUGCCAUUCUGUAGAAACAUCAGUGUUUACAUGGAAAGGUUGAAUACACAUCUAGUAACUGUCUUCCUCAGCUCUUCAAUCGACUCUUCAAUCAAAUGUUGCUCAUAGCAGAGUUUGAUUGAAGGAGUAUGGCAUUUUGCCAUGCAUGCGUAUCUUGUCUUCAGUGCUUCUCUAUGAAAAGCAUUGUCUUGGACAGAAUCGCAGAAGAGUCACUACUAAUGAAGAUGGUGCAAGCAGCUGCAGUUUAAGGUGUCUUGAUACCGUAAUGAGGUAUGUAAUCUUUAUUUAACUUAACUUUUAAACAUCAGGUGGUGGGUGGACAAAGAUCACAUUGACAGAAGGGAGCUUAUAGUUCUGGAAAAAUAAUCGUUAUUUUCGGAACUAUAGGUUCCCUCUCAAAUCAUACACCUUAGAUCAGAAUAAGAAGCUCCUAAUUGGUGGAGCCACUUCCUGGUCUGGCAGGCUUCUGCUUGCCUUUACAUAGCAGUUGCACGAACUUUAAAGUUGAGUAUAUUUUUAUUCAUUUAUGUGUAUAUUUUGCAUCUUUUUAAUACAUUUUAUCUAUCUGUCAUUCCUUGUCCGCUUCCAGUCUGGAAAAAUUCUCUUAAGUCAAGUAAACUUUCAGUUCAAAUUGUCUGGACUUAACUUUGAAAUUCGCCUUGAAUUCACUUUAAAUUGUCACCCUAGUGAAUAACCCUGAUAGCUACAUAGUUAUCUAGGUUGUAAAAAGACUUAUGUCUGUCGAGUUCAACCUUUAAAACACAUCUUUCUAUAGUGGUGUUCCAAAAGAAGGCAAAAAAAACCCAACCCAGUGGAAUAUGUUGUGUCUCUUUAAGUGUAUUAUUGGAUUGAAUUUAUGUCCAAGUACAUAUUUGAACUGUUGUUUUACCUAUUUACGCUAUACAAGAUCUUGAUCCCGUAAGUGUUUGUGUGAAACUGGGAACAGUACAGGUGUCUGUAAGGUUUAUGAUACCGUUUAAGUGUGAUAUUUUGAAUGGUUCUCACACAGCGUCUUGCAAAUGUCAAAAUACUUGUUAAACAUUAACAUGUACUUGUGAUAUUUGUGCGAUGCCUUUUAAUGUUUGCCCAGUACACAUCUUCAGUUUUUCCCAUGGAAAAAAUGUUUUAUUAUUACAAAGGGUAGAGUAAUAAAGGGUUGAGUGAGCGUUGAGUGAGCGUUAAUUGCACACAUUAUUUUUAUUUGAUAAAAUUACAAGAUCUACACGUUUCUUAUAGGUUGAUUCAGAUUGAUGUUUGGGCACCACCCUCCAAUCUUUCGUCCCCUUUAAAAGAUUAUCAUACAAGCACUUUAUAGUUUACACUCGGAAGCAUAAUUAUCUCUUGUAUCAAAAAGACAAGAUAAUCCCUUCAAAACCAGUGAACUAAAUGCACUAAACAACAAACUGAUGCACUAAACAACAAGUUAUGUUGAGUUAAGAGUGGACUUGAAAAAUUUGGGGAACAAAUGCUGAGGUUUUACAAAAAUCUCCAAUUCUACUGAACAUUUAAAGUAGAGCUGCCACUUCUGGUCACUUUUUAAGUAUUUCAUAGAUCAAAUGAUUAUAAAAUACUCAUGUGCUGUAAUUGCAUUGAAAGUCCACCUCAAUAAAAAGAUAUUAAGACAAAGUGGGGACAUACGUUGUCUUGUGGUAAAGUCUGAGACUGACAUCACUAGUGAUGGCUGUGGGGGAAAAGCAUUUUUUCGUGCACCAUUUGAGUUGGUCUCUGGCAGAUCAUUUGUUCUCGUGAGAUCAUCCAUUGCCCUUAGUGUUGUUCAUAUGUGUGAAAGAUGUCUAUUGUGGAAGUUGUGCCAGGAGCUAAAGAAGGACGUUAGCAGAACCCGUAACGGGGAGCUUCAGGUAAGUUUAUGUCUGUUGUUUGCUUCUCCCCCAGUGACCGCAUAUAAACAGGGCUUGUCAUCUUCGAAAAUUUUUGCACAGUAUGUAAAAAACCUCUGUGACUGAUGGAUCCGCUUUAAUGAGGCUUGUAGUGAAGACUAAGCAGAAAAUAGCGUAUGAAAUAAUGCAAGAGAGAGUAGCUAUUCAUAUUUUAACAUCCAUUAUUUCAGAUUAGUAAUCAAUGUGAGUCUUCAGCAGUAAAGUGAUAUAAAAUGACCAUCCAAUGCAUUGUGUUUAAAGGAAUGGUUAAUUAAAUAAUUAUUAAUUAUUUUCCCUUGGUAAGUGACUCAUUAAACAAAAUGAUGAGCCAUGCCACACCGUUAUCUCACACCGUUGCUUUUAUGUAGUGUACCUGAAAACAAAUGAAAAGUUAGGUGUUGGCUGGAUAAAUACUUACCUAUGCUUGAAGGUGGUAGAUGUGAGGAGCAAUGGGAUAUACAUAUGAGUCAUGGGUAUGGUUGUAGGUGGUUGAAAGUGCUCUUGAAAAGGAGGUGACAGAAAAAAGUGAGCCAGAAAUCCAGCCAAGGCUGUCUAUCCUACAUCAGGUUAGUGUGGUUUAAGUACGAUCACAUUAAGUUGUUGGGGCACUUUCAUUUGGGACAGGGUUCUCAAUUAUGACUAUCCUGUCAGAUCCAGGACAGAUAGGAGGUAUCUCGUUGCAUACUUUUGCCAAUGCAAUGCCAGGAACUGUUGGAUUCCUUUUUACACUCAAGUGAUACCUCUUAUGAAGAAAAGCUAAGAUAUUCGUUUAAAAAAAGUGACAAAAAUAUAUUUUGCUUGGAACGAGUGAGUGACUGUAAAGUGUUCAAUUCUUUUUUUGUUGUACCGUAUUCUGGAUUUUGACCAUUCACAAGAGAUUUCUUUAACCUUUGCAGUAUUUGAAAACAAGGAUAAGAUUGUAAUUAUCAUGGAAUAUGCAAGUAAAGGGGAGCUGUACGAUUACAUCAGUGAGAGACGAAGACUAAGUGAAAGAGAAACGCGACAUUUCUUCCGUCAGAUUGUUUCUGCUGUACACUACUGCCACAAGGUGAGAAAAAUGUAACUGAAGUCCCGUGAACAUCUGAAAAGCGGUUUUGAAUGUAAAUCUUUAUUGAACUGAUCAGUGUUUCCUGUAAUGAUCAGCCAGCCAAUGAUAAGUUAAUAUAAAAUGACCAAUCUCUUUCAAGACUAUAUUACCAUAACAACAUCUUCUGAUUUAUAAUGGCCUUUCCACAGAGGAGCACUGUGAUUGGUUAGCUUGGAGCUUGUGAUGUACAAGUCUCACUCCUAGCAGAAGUCACAUUAUUAAAAUAGGACACAAGAGAUUGAGCAUCUCCUGAGUCUUGUCACCCAUAUUAAAAGAGGGCCCAGAGACUCAGCAUAUCCUGAGUUCUGUAAGACAUAUUAAAGAACCACUAUAGUCACCCAGACCACUUCAGCUCAAUUAAGUGGUCUGGGUGCCAGGUCCUCCAGGUUUUAAACCUUCAGAUGUAAACAUAGCAGUUUCAGAAAAAUUGCUAUGUUUACGUUGCAGGGUUAAUCCAACCUCUAGUGGCUGUCUUCCUGACAGCCGCUAGAGGCGCUUCUGCGACACUGGGUGCGAAAAGACAGCCGCUAGAGGCGCUUCUGUGACACUUGUUGCGAAAAUUGCAUUCAGCAUGCAGAACGUCCAUAGGAAAGCAUUAAGAAAUGCGCAUUCUGCUCCAUGCGCAUUCUGCUCCACUCUAGAACUGAGGAGAGGUCACCAGCGCUGAGGGAGCCCGGCGCUGGAUUAAAGUAAGUAACUGAAGGGGUUUUAACCCCUUCAGCGCCAAGGGAGGGGGGCCCUGAGGGUGGGGGGACCUAAGGGUUAUAUAGUGUCAGGAAAACGAGUGUGUUUUCCUGACACUAUAGUGAUCCUUUAAUAUAGGUUCCAGUAGGCUAGGCAUCUUUUGGGCCCUAAUGGCUCAUAUAUAAAAAUAGACUGGAAGACUGUCAGCCCAUAUUAGGAGACUAGGCAUAACAUGGGCCCUUAAUUACUCUGAUUCUCCAUCCCAUUGUGGGCUCGUCAUGCCUCUCCUGUUAUAUGUUUUCAAAGGAACACUUCAAGCACCAUAACACUACAGGACAUUGCAGUGGUUAUGGUUCCAGGAGUGUCCAUUUAAGAAUAGUUCUCAUUUGUGGUUCUGCUGGAUGCCACUCGUCGUCUGCACCACUUCCUCUUGAGAGCUGCAAGCUCCUUAACAAGAACGUCUCUUAGCUAUCCCAAGCAAAGCACUACAAUACAAACUAAUGAGCCAGUACUUUUUUUUUAUUGAUUACAACUGAAAACAGUGACAUGUGUCACAGUGUUUCACUUUCUUAGCACUUAUACCAAUCUCUGACUGAGCUCAGUUACCUUUAGAAUUCAAACCACAAUGAGUGAUAGUGAAUAUCACACUUCUUCAAACUGACUUUAAGAGAAAACUUUUUUAAUUUCAGCAGCUAUUUACUCCACUUCGUGAGUUGACAUGAAUACCUCAUUAUUAGUUUAAUGGUUCCUUAACCUCUCCACGGAACAAUUAAAUUGUUGCAUAUUUGACAUUUUAAAGGGGACAAGUGAUAUAUAUCGCCCAUAACAAACGAUAAUUCAUAAAGACGGGAUCGCUUAAUAAUGAGUUGCCUUAAUAUAUUUUUAGUAUCUGACCAGCCAGUGCAAACAUUUCAAGUAGCACAGUGAGGAAAGAAAUAACUCUGUGUAUUAACUAAAAACAAUAUGUGCUCUGAUAAGAAAAGAAGCCUUUCAAAAUGUACUGACCAGUUAAGAAUGCAACUAAAGAUUGUAUUUUAUAGCACUUUAGCACUUUAGAAUUAGGAUAAACUGUAGUUUGAUUAUAUAUACUUAAAGGGCAUCUGUUACAUAACAGCACAAUAGUACAUUUAAGAGUCACAAACGGUUUAUAUAUAAAAGAUUCCUUGUUGUGCCAGGAUGUAAGAAUUUGUACUGAUUGCACAUUGUCUUCCUAAAUGAACAUAUUUAUUAAGGGCUCAAAAAUCUUUUAAAUUGAAAAAAUUCAGUAGAUGCUAUUGACGGUUUAAAUUUAACAAUUAACUAAAAGGAUAUUUAUUUAAUUAAUAAGUGUUCAUUCUGUUACUUUGCUUAACGACUAAUAGCUUACUAUUUCUUUUUAAACUUAGAAACUUGGAAACUGAAUGUUCCAAUUUAUUUAAAGGGUAAUCUAAGCAUUAUAAUCAUUCUUGAUAUAUGUUUGCCCUCCCACAAGUUUCAAUCAAGCUGUUUUGGAGGGGUUUUAUCAGAAACAAGACCACCCAGCAGCCAUGGUCCAUCCACUCUAGUUGCAUUGCUAAUGUGGCAAUUAAACUUACCCAUUGUCAAGGAGAAAUCAGUCCAACCUUGAAUAGCCACAGUGACAGCAAGGGCUUUCCUUUCCCAGACCUGUGCGUGCAUGUGGGAGAUUUUUCACAGUGUGUUCUGGGCAGCGUGUUGAAUGGUAUCAAGAUAUUUAACACAAAUAUUUAUGCACAUAGCUGUCAUCUGUCCCGCAUUCCCAGGCCAGAAUUACUACUGAGGGUGCAGUCUGUGUAGCUGUCGCAGGGCCCACAAGAAGAAGGCUAUCAAUAUGGGUUUUCGUUAUUUAUUUUGCUGUGUAUGUCAGUGUGGGUGUGUAUCUGUGUUUGUAUCUAUAUCUGUGUGUGUGUGUGUGUCAGCGUGAGUAUCUGUGUGUGUGUGUCAGCGUGCAUAUAUCUCUGUGUGUGUUUGUUUGCAUCUGUGUACAUAUGCCACAAACAUUGGCUGAUCUGGGGGGGGAUGGGGGGUGGGGCAGGGCCCCCCUCAGACUCUCCCCUGCUGGAUAAUGCAGGGCUGGCACUGUCCAAGCGCCAGCCCUGCAAUGUGCCUUCACAGACCAGAGGGGAGAUGAGAGAUCUCCCUCCCUGAUCCACAGGCACCGUGCUGGCAGACGGGAGAGAGGACCCGGGAGCUCAGCCUGCAGCUCCUCAGGGUCCUUCUCUCGCGAGCAUGGAGCGUUGCCGCUGUUACCACGGCAAUGCUCCCGAUCUCGCGAGAGUGAACUCUAGCCCUGGAGCUACGGGCUAGAGUUCACUCUCACUACUGCGACCACCAGGGAUUCCCCACGGACCACCAGGGAUUGAGAAAUGUCCCCCCUCCUUAAGUAAAAAUUAUAAAAACGCCCCCUACCCUCCUCACCACUCAUUCACACACUGCCCCCCUACACACAUUGCCCCCCAUACACACAAUGCCACACACACACACACUGCUCCCCAUACACACAUUGCCCCACACACAUAUACAAUGCCCCCUUAUAUUAGUAAUUGAUUCCCUCAGUAUCACCAGUCUGAGGCACUUUAUCCCUCCUUAUGUCGACAUUGCCCCACACACAUAUACAAUGCCCCCAUACACACAUUGCCACACACACCUACACAACACCCCAUACACACACUGGCCCACACAUACAUACACUGCCACUAUACACACACUGCCCCCCCACACACAUACACAGCCCCCCAUACACACACAUUCACUGCCCCCACACACACGUACACUGCCCCCAUACAUACACUGCCCCCCCACACACUCCCCCAUACACACAUUGCCCCACACAAACAUACACAGCCCCCCAUACACACACUGCCCCCCAUACACACACACACACACACAUACAGCCCCCUUACACACACUGCCUCCACACACCAUACACAUUCAAACACUGCCCCCCAUACACACAUUGCCCCCAUACACCCAUUGCCCCACACACACAUACACACACUCACACAUACACACACACACAUACACUGCUCCCCACACACACAUACACUGCCCCACACACAUCCCCAUAGACACAUUGCCCACACACACACAGCCACACACACACUGCCACACACACAUACACUACCCCCCAUACACACAUUGCCACACAUACACAGCCCCCCAUACACACACUGCCUCCAAAAACACCAUACACAUUCACACACACCAUACACACACUGCCUCCACACACACCAUACACAUUCACACACUGCCCCCCAUACACACAUUGCCCCACACACACAUACACAGCCCCCCAUGCACCCAUUGCCCCACACACCCUACACAUUCACACACUACAUCUCUACACACCCACUGAACCUUUCACUAACAUUGCGUCCCUCACACACUCACACACACCACUGCUCCUAUGCCCUACUACAACCACAUAUCCCAGCAAACUCCAGGUAAGUUGUCAAACUGUUCUUAAACGGUUUGACUACUUACUCUGGGAGAGGGGUCCCGGCACUCCUGGCACCAUAACCACUACACAGAGCUGUAGUGGUUAUUGUGCAUGGAUUAUUUCUUUAAAUAAUGUACAAGUGCCCCUCCCGAGAUCAGGCUCUGGAUCCGCCACUGGCCACAAAAUGUUUUAAAUGUCAGCAACUAGCACAAACAAUGCCCCUGUCACAAUGCAGAUUCAAUUCACGUGGAGGUGUGAUUAGAUUGGGGGGGGGGUGGGGUGUUAUAGAUUGAGGGCCCCCUUAUAUUAGUAAUUGAUUCCCUCAGUAUCACCAGUCUGAGGCACUUUAUCCCUCCUUAUUUCGACAUUGCUGUUAGUAUUUGCUCUAAAUACUAUUCGUUCCAGUCUAGAGUAUCACAGGAAAAUAACUGUUACCAGCUAAUUUUAUUGAGUACCAUCUUCCUGGUUACAGUUUAACAAUCACUGACUUCAAUUUGAGUCAUAUUGGGCAACAAUUUAGAUUUCCCUGUUGUGUUGUCACCAUCACUGUAGAUUUCAUUAAUGCAAUACUGAGUUGGUUUUUUGCCUUUUGUUUUGCGUACAUACAGCUGAGGCAUUCCUUUGUAGUACAGCCUAACUAUUUUUAGGAGUGGCCACUUGGAAGUGUCCCUAGGGGCACUGCCUUUUCUCUGAAAAUACAGAGUUUACAUGAAAAUGCCUGAAGGGAGCUAUAAUACUAACCAGAACAACUACAUUAAGCUGUAGUAGUUCUGGUGACUAUAGAGUCCCUUUAAUGUUAGAGUAUUUUUUAUGUAUUCAUUAUUGGCAUUUAUAAAGCGCCAACAUUUUCCACAGUGCUGUACAAUUGGGAAAGACAACACAAUAAGAACAGACCGAUAAAACAGGUAGUAACUGUAUUACUGGUCUUAAAGGGACAGGGCUACAUUACCCACCUUGUAAACUAAUAUUUCGUUUUUUUUCUACUGACCUGUCUAAAUAUAUUACUCAGUAAAUAAAAUUUGUAUAGAUUUAUUUAUUUUUGUUAUUACUUCCAUAGGGACUUUACGCUGUAUUCCUUUUUGGAAGUGUUCAAUAUAUUGUUUUGUGCUAAUUUAGAAUUUGCCUCAGAUUUAUUACAAUACUGAAACUUUCCCUUGGCAAUAAUAAAAUGAAGCAGUAGCACAAAUAUAGGCCGUUGCUGACAUUUGUUUCUAAAUUUAGAUUUCUUAGGAUGUGCUUCGAGUGGAACAUGCAUACCUUUCCUUGUAUUUAUUUUACUGGCAUGCAAACAGUUUACACUGGUGUUUCUCUACUAAUCUGUUCAUAUAAGAUUCCUUCCUAUGGUUUUGGUCACAGACUAAACAUUCCGUGUGCUUCAUUCUGGCCAAGGAUCCUGCUAUGCUAUAUAGAAAAAUUCUGAGGCUUUGAUAAGCUUAGCACAAUGCAAUAACACAUCUUUUAAUCAAAGCAUAUCUCUCUGAAAUGUUUAUUACAAGCCAGCGAGGCACCAAAAAGGAAUUUGACUUGUACUUACAGCUCUUGGUACUUAAAAAAAUGUUUUCAGCAUCAGAUUAAAUUACUUGUGCACGCUAAACUGAGAAGGGGAGUUAAAUUAGGUACCAAAAGAAUCCCGUUGUUUCAUAUACUUUGUAGGAGGACGAAUUCCAGUAAUUUUUCUUUUAACCGCAUUGCAAGUGACUAAUAGAUAGCUUGUUGCGAGAGGUUAGGUUAGUAAUGUCAUGGAGGAAUCAAAGAGUAUACUGUAUUAUAUUUAAAAAGUGAAUAAGAAAUGCUUCUGACUGUUUAAAUUAUAUAUACAUAUAUAAAGUGUUUUUUAUUUUAUUUUUUUUAAUCCAGAAUGGAGUUGUUCAUCGGGAUCUAAAGCUGGAAAACAUUCUGCUGGACGAAUGCGGUAACAUUAAGGUACCUUCAUGUGAUCUUGUACUUUGAUUUCUGUGUACUGUACUGGUGUGAAGUUUGUAAAAACAUAGCAGAUGUAGUUUACAAUGGCAGUAUAUGCAAAUUUUAAGGACCAACCUCAAAAUGAUGCCAAGCAACUGGUUAUCAGGUGUUCUAUAGUAUUAUGUCCUUUGUUUAAAGUAAAUAUGGUGCUAAAGUAAAUAAAGUGUUAAAUGAAGCAAGAAACACAUUAUAUCUAAGACUGGGUAAAAACUUUUUUGGUUAACCAACAGGACAUACCAUUUAAUUCAAGUGCCAGUAGGAGCUCUAGUUCCCGGCUUCGCCUCCAUGGCUGAGAUCAUCAGUCUUGUUGAUUUUAGCCAGUUCAGUGCUUUCACAUAGGAAAGCAUUGGGAGGCUAUUGCGCAUGAGCGGCAAAAUGUUUGGCUGCGCCAAUCAGCAUGUCUUAAUAGAGUUGCAUUGCAUCAAUGCAUAUCUAUGGGGAACAUUUAGCGUCUCUAUGCAGAGCUGAAUGCCAGUGCUGCACACUGUGCAGAACUCGAGUAGGAAGCACCUUUAGAGGCUGUUUGAGUGACUGCCACUACAGGUGUUACUAGGCAGCAAUGUAAAUGAAAAGUCAGCAUUUACAUUGAAAGGCCUGUAGGAAGAUGGAGUUGAGACCAGAACCACUGCACUAAGCUGUAGUGGUUCUCGUGACUAUAAUGUCCCUUUAAGAUGUUUCGAUGAUUGUAAAUUAAAAUAUAAACAAAAAGAAAAUGAAAAAAUCCAUUGACGGCCUGAAUAUUGUAAUAAAUAAUACUGGUUGAAAAAAAUACCUAGAUAAAUGUAUUUAAGAAUAAAUGUUGAACAGCACUGUUUCAAUGGGCCUAAACGCGGUGAUGUGCUUUUUGGCAUAGUGGGCUAAAAUAUCAGUAAGCUACGUGUUCAAACAGGCUUAUGGAAAAUCAACUAUGCCUUUUCAGUGUGUCUUAAAAAUACAAAAUAUUUAAACCAAAUCAAAUCAAAUAUUUCCUCAUAUGAGAAAAAUAAAUGCAAAACCUUGGUUCCAGUCUCAAUGAUUUAUCAUAUCUACUCUGGACCUUCAUGGAACAUGUAAAGAAUAUAGAGCAUAUAUACCUGCAGUUAUUUUUCUUGUGAAACUCGCAUGUCUAUGAGCUGAUUAUUAUAUUCUUUUCUCAUAAAUGAGUACUUCUUCAGAUAAAUAAAUAACCUUUGAGGAGCCUAAGACACUUCUAACCACUUGAACUAAACUGACCCCUUUGAAUCAAUUGGCUAGUGAUAAAAUCAGAUUGUUAAUAGAAUCAAACAAGAGACAUAUUUUUUGGAUCCAAACAUCAAAGCACAGAAUGUUUUAUCUCUGUUGGAAGUAGAUUUGACUAAUCAAAGUUCCUGGCCAUCUGUUUUAUUUGCUCAGAAACCUUAGCUAGAAUAUGCCAUUUGGACAAUUUCAUUAGGUGGAACUCACUGCUAUAAAAAAUACUUUUUGAGAUUUUUGAAAAAAAAUUUUUAUCAAGUAUGAUUGCAAAACAUAUUUUUCCUUCAUCUUUUAAUAAAGAACUUUUCUAUACUUAAAAUACACAUUACAUCCAUUGACUAGCAGUGAUGUAUUCACUGUAGGUUGAUAUUUUAACAAGUUGUCUACGUCACUUACAUUGACAACAAGUUCUCCCGGAUAAAUUAAACACUGUUGCUCCUUCCGCCGUAAGGUGGAACAAUCAAGUAUAAGUUUUAAAAACCUCCAAAGACCUUAAAAAUCUGAACAUUUUGUACAGGGUAUUUCAUUGUGACAGAACAGAGGAAAUGCAAGUCUGCUUUUAAAAUGAUAAGCACGCACGGUACGGAAAUGUAACCAAAGUAGCUUAGCAGACAGUUUUUGAACUAAACAAAUUUGUUACAAAUCUUCAACACUGUUUCAGUUUUCUUACUAAGUAUUCACAGGGAUUUUUUUGAAAAAAAAAAAAAACCUUUCUGUCUAGUCUACUUCAAUAUGACAGGAGACAGGGAGUAUGGUUGGAGACAACAUUCCGAGUUAUUGGGGAUUUUCUUUCACUGAUCCUGCUCUGAUUUACAUUUAAUCUAAAAAAUCUUAAUUGAAAGUAACAAGGUAUUACUGACAGAAGUGGAAUUUUUCAUUGAGCAGCCUCCAGAAUGGCAUGUCAGCGUUAGAUAAUAGACUAGAACUUUAAAUUAGGCAGACAGGAUGGGUCUAAAAAUACUUCUGUCUCUAUUAUAAAAGCAAAGGUCUGGUUAAAAAAAAUGUAAUCUUUCACGCUAUCAUCUUCUUUACUACGCGUUCCAAUUUUACAGUAUCCAUUACCAUUGUAUCUAUUCUGAUACUUGCACAAGGUAACAAGAAGGGUUCUAUAAAAUUUCGGACCUUGGUGGAAUAUUUUUGUAUAUGUUUUCUAUUUCUUUUUUAAAGUUGGUCAUCAAUGAUUCAAAUUGUGAAAAUGUUGAUUUAAUAUUCCAUUCGCAGAUUUAAUAUCCACCCAUAAGGCAGUAUAGUCGCUAAUUUCAAAUAUUUUUUUUUUUUAAAUGGAAUAGAAUCUAAAGAUAAUUUCAUCAAAACGAAUGGAAUGUUUUAAUAAAAAAUGUAUCUUUAUUAAAAAGUGCCAGUUCUUCAAACAACCUUCUAAGUUUUAUCUUAAUAACAUUAUAUUAGAGUUUGAGAGCUCUAGUGAGCUCAAAUAAAUGGAUUUUAGCAAAAAAUAUCUUUAUUUUUUAAGUGAAAAGAUAUUUAGAAUAUGGUACAAAAUAAAAAGGAAAUAAAGCAAUAUUUCUCGUUUAAAACUUCCUUUAGCCACCUUUGGAGGUGCACAUUCCUUGACCUGAUCUACUUGCUUGACCUGAAUAGACCUCAGCUCUCCAAACUAAUCAAGCACAUUCCACAGCAUUAACCAUUUCAGUAUAAGUCUGUGCACUGGGUCAAAUGAGCUAUCACCAACCCCAACAUUAGAAUACACCGCAUUGUUUUGAGCAUAAGUGAAGACAAAUACCACCUUUCAAUAUAUUAUAAAACUCAGUAUAAUGAAGGAAUUCUUUUCUCAGUGAACAUCCAAAGAAUGCUUCACAAUUGUCUUUGCUUAUUGGAAUUAUUUAGUUGAGGUCAAGUUUUUUGACGUAUUAAAGCUAAUGAAGAAAUCUCACUCUGUGCUGUGAUGUUAAUUGUAUGCAUGCCAGUGAUUUUUGUAAGGCGUUCCAAAAGGUCGAGCCAACCACUGUGAAAGACUUCUAGCAAACAAUCCACCUUGUAUUCCACAAAAAAUAAACAUGCUUAAGCACUUUGUAAUAAUUAAUCUUAAUUGCAUUUUUUAAAUAACUACAAAUCUUUUUGCAUGAAAUUACAGUUCUACUUGCGACACCCUAUUGAGUUUUACAUUUAUUUAUUUAUUUUUUAAUCACUUUUUAAAUCGCAACAGUUUGCAACUGCUGCUCAUUAUAAUUCCCCUUAAGAAUACAAGCUAUUUGCACCACGAGAUGAAAACAAUUUUGUUGUUUUGCCAUCUUUGAUUCAAUGAUAAUUUCCCUUUUUCAUGUACCUACAUCAUACUAAUAUAUAGGAUAUUUAGGAUAAGUCAUGCAUUUUUCAUGUUAUUUAUGCAAACUUUUUUUUUUAAUAAAAAUUGCUAGGAGUAACACCUAAUAUUUUCACAUAGAUCUGUAUUUUUACUAUAAGCCAAAUGUAUUGCAGCAAAUUAGACAAAAUGCGUUUAGUGGCAUUUCUAUCCAAUUUGGAAUAUUAUUACAUUCUUUUUAAUAGCGGAUCGAAUAAUAUUUUAUCACUCUAAAUGGGAAGGUUUAUAAUAGCAAAUAAUUCCAGCAACUAUGAGACCUAAUGUUUUAAAAUCUUAAAUAUUUUAGUGGUAAUGACCCUUUAACACAAGGGAGCCCAAAGGCUAGGUCCCCAGAUGAUGUAGAAAUACAACUCCCUUGGAAGCUGUAGUUUUAAAACAUCGGGGAAUCCACCUUUUGGGUACCCCUGCUUUAACAUCUUUAUGCACUUAGAUUUUUUAGGUGAAAUCACAUGAAUUAGUAGAAGUUUAUAAAAUAUUGAAAGUAAUAUUCCUGUAUAUCAUUUAAGUGUUCAUACCAAUGCUACACUAAUGGGAACAUAUAGAAUACACACUGAUUAGACAAAAUGUGUGUUGCGAAACAACGUUAACGUAAUUAAAAAUUAUUUAACUGCCUCUUGUUUUAUAGAUAACUUGUCAGUGUAUAAAUUCCUUGUUCUUCUACGUAGCAACAUGGUAACACAUUCUGCUGAGAAAAGUCCAUUCAUUUAUUGUGUGUCUGUUUUAAAGAAUAUUGGGAAUUAUUUCCAAAAUUAAAAAAAAUGUGAACAAUUUUCUUCACUAAAAAAUAAAAAAAACAAAGUCUAAAAUUACAAUAUUUCCUCUAAAUGUCUCCAGUUUAUUUUUCUCCUUUCUUUUAAAUAACUGGAUUGAUGCUUUUUAAGUGCCAAGACUCUGAAGUAAUCUUGGAUUCUAUUAAUCUUGUUUCAAGGGGUCUGACAGCUUUAAUGGGUAAAGCUGAUAAACAUCAGUCUGCAAGGAUGGGAGUGGACCUUAAUGUAAAUAAUAUCUUCCUGAAUGACCAGAAUAAAAACAUGGCUGCUGAAACUACUAAAUCUUUCUUGAGAAAACAAAUAUAUCAUGGUUUUCAAUUCAUUUUUAAAAUGUUUCAGGCCAUUAGGAGAAUGUGUUUUGCUAAGGAAAACAUAAGGCAUAAUUUUAGCCAAAAAUAAUCCUUACAGAAUAGCUAUCUGAGAGUAGGUCAACAGAAUCAUGAUGGAACCUCAACUACCCUCAAAUACUAUUCCAUUCUUUCUUUUGUGAUUGACAAGGCACACUUCUUAAGGCUUAAGAGUAACUUCCUGUAAACCAGUCAGGGUGAAUUGAUAAGAAAAAGGAAUUUAGGCCAAUUAAAGGCAAUUUGAGUUUAAGAAUACCAUUUCAGGAUAGGCAUAAAGACGUCUUGUUUUUUUUGGUUUUUCUAAAUCUGCAUUCCUCAGACACAAUGAAAAUCUGACUUUUUUUUUUGUUUCCUGUGCAAUUAUGUCUUAUCAAUGUUAAAAAAAGAUUUAAAUAGAAUUUAGCGUUAAAAAAAAAAUACCUUUGACAACAUUUCAUCAAAUCGGAUAUUGCAAAUUCUUGGAUGUCUUAACUGCCCAUAGUCAAAACAAUUUAUAUAUGUAUUUUUUUUUUUGGCAGAUUAUAUGUAGAUAUAUAUGUAUAUGUACAUUUUUUUUUUACAGAUUAUAUUUAUUUGUGUGUUUAUUUUUUCAGAUAGCAGACUUUGGACUUUCAAAUCUUUACCAAAAAGACAAAUUCUUACAGACAUUCUGUGGCAGCCCUCUUUAUGCAUCACCUGAAAUAGUAAAUGGGAGGCCAUAUCGUGGACCCGAGGUAUGUUGUUUCUAAAUUUGUUGCCAACAUUUUUCAACUCUUUCUUGUUACUUUGUAAGGAGGGUAUUCUUAUAUUUUGUUACAGGGAUGAGCAAAGGGGUCCUGCACCUUGGUACAGGAUUUUUGUUUUUCAAGGGGUGCAGGGAUAUAGGUGACUGGGGAAGCAGGUAGGGGAAUGUGGCAAGGUGGUGUGUAAGAGACCCAGAGUGUAUAAAUGUCUGGAUGUAUGUGACUGUGUUCGUAGUUGGGCACGGGUGAGUGGGAUACUUUUAUACAUUAUAUAGAUAUUAUUAUUAUAUAGAUAUCUAAAGUCAAACUGCCACUGCCAGUGGAGAUAGCAGAAACACUGUUACCUCACUAGUGCAUGCAUGUUAAAGGGACAUUAAGAUGAAGUAGUCUGGGUGCCAUGUUCCUGUAGUUUUAAUGAGGAACAGCAAUGUUUUCAUUUUGAAGGAAGGGCGAUGUUUUCAUUGCAGGAUUAACAUACCUCUACUGGCUGUCAGGAAGACAGCAACUUAAUUCACUUCCGCAGCUAUAGCCAAGUUAAACUCGGCUAUGUAUCAAAUGACUCUCCUAGAGAGUAAUUGAUUGGCACAGCACAGCCUUUUGCUGCGCAUGGGCACUAGCCUCAAUGCUUCUCUAUGGCAAAUCAUUGUAUUGGCUGAAAUCAACAAUCUUGAUGAUCUCAGCCUGGUUGGUGGAGCAGCAGUAUGUAGACCGGUGUACCCUGGUAUGUUAGGUAAGUAAAACUUACCUUUUAAACCUCUACAAGGGCGGGUGAACAAUUGCAACGUUAGGGGAACAAUAUAGCAUUAGGAAUGCAUGUUUGCAUUCCUAACACUAUAGUGUUUCUUUAAUACACAUUUAGGCAUCUGCAAUAGCACAUACACACUUGAGUAUAUCUUCAGCAAUGCCUACCUGCGCAUGUGUCUCUAAGCAUGGCACUGAACAGGUUAGCUUAUUUUGUAUGGCAUGCUCAGACUGUGCCAAGACAACCAGGCAGAAAGUGUAAAUUAAAAUAAUGAACACAGUUGAGAUUUUUUUUUUUUAUGAAAGAAAAAUUUAACUUGUAGUUAGCUGUCACAUCGUGCAAACAUCUGCCAUGUGACUGGUCGUUUUAUAGUGACCAUUUCAAAUGUGCCAAAAAGUUCUCACCAGAACAAUGCUGUGUUUUAUUAAGUAACUAUACUUAACAUGUAAUUUCAACUGGCAUUCCACAACCACUGAAAAAAAAAACAUAUACAGUAUAAAAGUAAAAGGCAUAAUAAGAAUAGGAUUUGAGCAGAACCCUCUUCACAUAAUUUGUAUAUUAAUUUAUUUGUUAAUUAUUUCUUGAAUUGCUUCUCCACGGAAAUCGACUUCAACAUUCCGCACAAGAUCAUCAGUGAUUGAUCAAAUAACCUCUUUAUGAAGAAACUGUUCUGUGGCCCGAUACUAUUUCAUGAGUAGGAGACCCACCCAACCUUUCGCUAGAAAUGAUACAGUAGAUAUAUUAGUUACAGUGUCAUCUUGCCAAAUGCAUUAGUGAGUGUGUUGGAUGCCCAGUGACCAGAACAAAAACUGUACUUUACCUUCAUCUUACAGUGUGGAUUUUUCUUUUCAUUAUUUCUGCUUUAUUGCAGAGUGAUCAACCAUAGUAAAAACAUAAUUAUUCUAUGUUUUGCCCAUCUUCAUACUGUGUCUAAUGAUUUCUGAUUAAAAAAAAGUAUCUUGUGUUUUAGGUUGACAGUUGGGCCCUCGGUGUGCUUCUUUACACGUUGGUAUAUGGAACAAUGCCAUUUGAUGGUUUUGACCACAAAAACCUAAUCAGGCAAAUAAGCAGUGGAGAAUAUCGUGAACCUACGCAGCCUUCAGGUAGAGAUAUUAUCUGGUUCAAUAAACAUUGGCUUUAUUAUAGUACAAUGUAAAGUAAUGGAUAUCUGUUACUGUUUGUGAAAUGUCACACGAACUAGUCAAUUUGUCACAUGAAUUAGUCAAUUUACUACUCGUGUCAGAUUGCUGACUUGCAUGUAUAAAUCCAAAGAAAUUUAGCAGUGUUAAUGUAAUUAAAUUAUGAAUAAUGUACAAAGUCUUUUAUAAUAAGAUAUUUAUUGACAUAAAAUAAAAAUAAUUACAAACAUGCACCAUUCAUAAAAGUUUGCCUAAUUUAUUAAAGGGUUACUCCAACCACCAUGACCACUUCUGCUUUUAGAAGUGGUCAUGGUGGUAGUAGUCAGUUUGUGCAGUGUUUUUGCCUGAAACACUGCACAUACAGAGAACUUUUGUGCUUGGGGCUACUUACUCCCCCAGCACAUGUGACAUAGGUGUUCCUGACUGCCUUAUGUUAAUUUUGUGCAUAUUUCACAUCUGUUCACUCUUCACUUGCCGGCAGAGUUAGGAGCAUGCCUUCAAGUGAAGCCCUCUCUCCCCCUUCCCUUCAUAUACUUCACAGUCAGGCUGCUCUGCCUGUCUCUGUCUGUGCUGCCCCCUCUUAUUCACAUACCUCAGUGCCUCUCUCCCUCCAUGCAGUCCCGCUCCCCAUAAGUUACACUGCUGGCUCUCUCUCAGUCUGUCCAGUUUCCCUCCCCUACAGAUAAAUCACUCUCUUUCUCUCCCUCUGUGCAGCUCUCCAUCCCUAAACCAGUGUCUGAAUCUUAAUUCUUGGUUCUUAUUCCGUAACACAAUGUGAUGUCACGCGUGUAUUCUAUGAUUCUCUAUGGCAGAAUCUUAGGUGCAUCACGGCAAGCUCCACGCAUGAGCCUAAUGUUCUCAAUGUUCAUCCAUGAGGAGCAUUGGAUUGGCCUCCAACCCAAGGAGGAGGUUUCAGCAGCGCCGACUGAGACUCAGCACUGCAGAUUUAGUUUUUUUCUUUUACACAAGGGGGAACCUAAUUGAUUAGGAGCAUCAGGGCGCUAGCGUUUGCAAUACAGAUAUGUAUUCCUAAUGCUACAAUGUUCCUUUAGUUGAUUCAGCAGAUAUCAUUGAUAAAUAAAAUAAAGUUUGUGGUAACGUCUUCAAUUAUUUAUUUUUUUCUAGAUGCACGUGGUUUGAUUAGAUGGAUGCUUAUGGUUAAUCCAGAGCGUCGAGCCACAAUUGAAGAUAUUGCCAACCAUUGGUGGGUUAACUGGAGCUACAAGAGUAGCGUGUGUGACUGUGAUGUCUUGAGGGACUCUGAAUCUCCCCUAUUUGCCAGAUUCAUUGAUUGGCAGUAUCGUUCCACUGGCAGGCAGCUGGAUUCAGAAAGUAAAAGUAAGUGCCUUCCCAAACCAUCCGAAGUUUCGCUAGAGCGACAGAGGUCUUUAAAGAAAUCCAAGAAGGAAAAUGACAUUGCACAGUCUUUGCAGGAUGGGACUGAAGAAAGUGAUUCAAAGAUUAUAUCAAAGAGACCAAAAGGUAUAUUGAAAAAAAGAAGCAACAGUGAGCACCGUUGUCAUAGUGCUGGAUUUAUAGAAGGAGUUGUUAGUCCUACAUUGUCUUCUCCGUACAAGAAUGAAAGUGAAAAGGGCCAUAAUAAUGCAUCUUCUAGCAGCAUGCGAGAGCUGAAAGAAUCAGCAUUAUACAGUUCAAAGCAAUCUACGCCCAUGCCGAAGAAGGGUAUUUUAAAAAAGACUCCACAAAGAGAGUCUGGCUAUUAUUCUUCUCCAGAGAGAAGUGAGUCUUCUGAACUACUGGACAAUGAUGAAAGAGAAAGCAUUGAUGUUUCUCAAGUAGUCCAUGAGCCGAAAAGAACUGUGUCUCAUAGCCUUUCUUACAGACGAAAGGGCAUAUUAAAGCACAACAGUAAAUAUUCAAGUGGUAAUGCAGAUUGUUCAAUGGCCAGCACUGCUGCACCGUCAGUGGAACCUAUGGAAGAAGGAGUGACACCAGUGGAAGGGUUGUCUCGAAGUUACAGUAGACCGUCUAGUGUGAUCAGUGACGACAGCAUCCUUUCAAAUGAUUCUUUUGAGUUGCUUGAAUUAGCAGGUGGCAGAACAAACAGACCCAGAAUACGUAGUUGUGUCUCAGCGGAAAACAUUCUAUACCUUCAGGAUUUUGAGGGCCUACAGAAAAGCCCUCGUCCGCAAAACCUAAAACGUUACAGAAACCGUUUUGCGGACAGCAGUUUUUCUCUACUUGCAGAUAUGGAUGACGUCACUCAGGUCUACAAAAAAGCUUUAGAAAUAUGCAACAAGCUUAACUAAUGUUGUCACAGAAGGAUAAUAGUUUUGUGAUGAAUACUUUGCUGACAGUAUUAGUGUAGAAUAUAAACUACACAAAUAGCCUCUUAAGUGCACAUGACCCUUUUUUUUUUUUUUUUUUUUUGGCUUAGUGAAAAAUUACUACCAGUCUUAAAGUUAAGGGAGUCUUGUGAAAAUUAUCCAUUUAGUGUGAACGAUGUUUUUCCUUUUUCUUAAAAAGUUAAAUUACAUUUUAAUAGAGGCACAAAAAAAGGAUUUUUCCAGAUUUAUGCCACUGGUACCUGCAGUAUUGUUCGUAAAAAAAAAGUUACAGAAGCAUUUGAUUGCUGGAGGUUCUAAGGAUAACUUCGUUUUGCAAUAUGUUGCACACAUAAAACUCAAACAAGUUCAAAUUAUAAAGCUGUUUUAUGCGGGUACCAUCUUUUUUUAUGAAUAAUUUAUUUAUAUUUAGAUAUCCGUAAAAGUUCCUAUAUUGACCUAUAUAUAAACAUAAUAUAUACUUAUGUUAAUUCUUCUCAUUCCUGCACUCUCAAAGUCAAAAUGUCAAAUACCCCUUUUGUUUAGCAAAGAUCUUGCUAAAAAAAAACUCUGUUCACAAAAAUGGUGACGUUUAGAUAUUUUUGUAUAUUUACUAUCCAUUCCUUAGUUCCUGUAGAUUAUACUAUUAAAGUAUGAUGGGAGUGAUUAAUAGCAGAUCUCCCAGCUUGUGUUAAAUUGUUCCCAAACUUGGGGACAGCUGGUCAGCAGUGCACCCCAGAAGUUUGAGGUUACAGCUGUGGGAUGCUUUGGUAGAUAGAUUUGUUUUACAUAUUAAAUAGGUAAUCAUCUGAAUAUUAAACAAUUAUUAUUUAACUAUUUAUUUCUAUCAAGUAUUUAUAAGAAGGUAAAGGCUUUAUCGGGUCAUACUUAGCAUAUAUGUGAAAAAUAGGUGCUUCUUUUAUACAAAUAAUAAACAUCGCUCCAGUCAAAUAAUUAAAUUAAAAAUGCGAAAAGAACAAAAUGUAAAGUCACCCGCAUAACUUACAGUGAUAUUAUUAUUGCUGUGACUGGAAAAUUUUAUAUGUUUAUAUGAUACGUGUGCCUUUAAAUUAACUCAUGAUACGCCAACUAAAAUUUAAUAUAGUUAUCAAGGCUUUAGAGGAUACAAAAAUAAUGGAUUAUGUUUUGUUCAUUUUCUGACCCCUCCUGAUUCUUCACAUAAAUACUAAACGUAUUAUUUUAUCAAGAGAAUAUUAUCACUAGGUUUUAACACCAUACAUUUUAACCUUUAUAACUGUAUGAGAACAAUUUUUAAGAAUGUGUACCCUUAGAAAGAAUUCUAUAACAUUGUUUGAAUUCUGCAAGUAAGGCGUUUGAACGUGUUCUCCAACAAAAUAAACAAGAUUUUAGAUACUUACAUAUGUCAAACAUACAGAAAUUCAAUCUGCUUUCGUACUCAAAGUGCACUAUGUGUAGUUUUUGUCUGCUGGCUCAUAUAGUAAUGUAGUAUUUUUUUUUUUAAAUCUUUAAUAAAUACAACAAAUUAACAUUUUAGAGGUGCAGUAAUGUAUUUUGCUGUGUUUUUUGACCUGUUAAUUUGUUUUCAUCUGGUUAUAAAAGGAUCUGUACAGAUGCCAAACGUAAUCCGAGAACCUUAGAAUUGAACAUAAAAGAGCGAUACCCUGGGUUGAAUAAAAGCUUGGACAUGCUUUCACUUAUUUUUCAUAUAAUAAAUAAUGAUUUUGCCCAUUUUAGUUGGCAAAUAAUUUUACUGGGUACAGGGUUCAAGUUUCUUCACUUUCACUGUCAGCAAAAUAAAAGACUUGAAAUAUUUAUGGGUGUAAUAGUGGAUAUGUGACCGUGUGUCAGAUUGCUUUAGAAUGUAGGUAGAAAGGAAAAUGGCAAGUAGUAAUGGCAGGGCAAGUUGGAACUAAAAAGGUGUUGUUUUUUUAAACGUGGAUUUGGAGCAAGUACGUGUAUAAUUUGUAAUUAAAAGAAAAGACGUGUAAUGUAAGCAGGAUAUUCUAAUGGAUCAAUGGAAUAAAACUGUUAUUGAGAGAACCAGGAACUGGCCAAGAAUUGACUCCACAGCUUUUAGUAUCAAAUAUCCAUUACCAUCCAAGAGCUGAAUUGUAGCUCAUUUUGUUUUUAAACAGCAGUGGAACCACAUUCUUUCUAAUUCCUGUUAAACCGUAUGAAGAAUGGUCACUUGAGAAAGAAAGGUGUGACUUUUACCAUGAAGGUGUUUCAUGGGUCAACUGGACUGUGUGAAAGCACACAAGUGUUAACAUAUGUUGCAUACAUGAUAGGCCUGGGCAAACACAUAAUGUUUGUUUUCACAUGACUAACCACAGAUGCCAAAAAAAAAAAAAUGUUUCUGUUUGAAUAGAAAAGCCUGUGUUUGGUUUAAUUAGAUGUUUUGAUACACUACCUGAUUUUACUUUAGUUUGGAUUGUAAUAAGUGAAUUCAGUCUCACUCAUACAAUAUGUCUCCUUAUUUUCCUGCUUAAAUACACUGUUUCGAUGUCUCACAAAGAGGUUUUUGAAAAAUAUCAAAUUGACUUAUUAAAAGCCAUAAUUGGGUUUUGGUAUUUUCAUACUGGUUAUGUCUCAGAAACAUUGACUUUUUUUUACUGUGCACGUUUAUUAGGCUGGUCAAAAAUGAGCUAUGUGCUAAUGUCCUCCCAUAUGCCCUAAUACAUUUUUCAGAUUUUUUAUUUCGGCAGCAAUCACAUUCGAUGCAGCAUAUGUUCGGUCAUGAAAAAAAAAAGGACAAGCAGAAGGGCAAGAUUCAAAUUUUUUUAUAUACAAAAUAGAAUGAAUAAAUCUUAGAUUAGGACUCACAAGAAAAUGAUAACAGUAUUCAAGGGUAAAGAAGCUACAUCUGUCACGCAGCAAAUAAUAACAAGAAGGUCCCACAAAUCUAAAAAUAAAAAAAAAUUGAAAACUUAAAAAUAAAAUCAAAAUAAACUAAUAAUAGUAGAACAAACAUUAAUGUGAAACGCACAUUAGCAUAUUUUAACAGAAAAUUGUUAAGCAUUCGAUGAGUAUGAUAUAUAUUUAAAGCACCAUUGGAAUAGAAACCAUGUGAAUGCAGUACCAAGUCCAACAUAUUUGAUUUUAAUAGGUUUAAUAAGUCUUGGAGUCUUGUCACACUGUUCUGUGUUGCAGACAAGUUCAGACGUAACGCUGUGAACUCAUAAAUAAACACAAAACAAACCGCUUUAAGUCUAAAGUUUCUCUUUGCACACACCUAUAUAUUUAGUUUAUGUUACUAAUAUAUUAUUUGUGUAUAUUUUAAUUUAGGCAGGAUUUGUACUUUUUUUAAUCGCUUCUACUCCUUUUUGAACUACCUUUGAUUUUGUCAGAACAUUUAUCCACGGUUCUGUAAUAUAGUUUUUUUUUUCUAAAGUACUUGAUUUAGUCUUAAUAUACCUAAGUAUAUUUCAUGUACGUUGAUCAAAUUCUGUCUUCCUGUGUUUCUAAUAAUUGAUUUAUAAAACAAUACAGAAGCAUAAAAGAAUAUACAAUUUGGUCAAAAACUAUUUUUUUUUUGUAUAUACAAUAUACAUAUAAUUUUCCAGCAUACCCAUUAUUUCUUCACUAUUAUCUCUGUCAUAUUCUUAUCUGAUAGUUUAAAAAAAAUACAUAAAAUUAAAUCUUAACCUCUAUGUGUAACAUAGAGGGGAAAAGGGGGCCACAUUUCUCAGAUAUGGAAAUAACGUUACCAAAGAAAAUACUAAUGAAUAUAAAUCAUGUUUGCCCAGGCCUUAUGUUUUUUUGUGUUAGUGGGAAAUUAUUUAAAAUAAUAACUAUGUGAAUGAAUAAUCGAUUAUUGCCAAACUGGAAAUGUUACAUAGGGACUUUACUGGCAUGUUUUCAUUCGUAGAAGAAUAAAAAAAAAUAAAACUUGACUGCACAUUGUUAUUAGUAUUGUGAUUUUAUUUAAUAUUGUUUUGUAAUGCAUUGGUGAUUUUUAUUUGACUGCCUUUUUUUAUUUAUUGCUCUAAAAUCAUUUUCAAAGGUAUAAUAUAUUUGGUGUAAUUUAAUUGGUGCAACGUUUUUCGAAGCUCCUGCCAAUAUUUUGUUUAUCGAUGAGAGGUGAGUUUGUGCUGCUGAUUGGUCUCAGAGAGUGCCUAACCACCUAAUUGUUUGUAUUUUUAUCCAAUGUUUUGUAUUAAAUAAAACGAUGUGAUAAACGUAUGUGUUUGUUUUGUGUUAUUUCCUCUGUUUUGCACUAAUAUGACUUCUGAUUUCAAUAUCUGCCAAAGAGUGUGUGUUAUUUUUAAAAAUAUGUUUUUGGUUUGUUAGAGGAACACUCUAAUUUAAAUUUUGUUUUGAUUUUCCCCCAUCUCCCCUAUUGUAAUCCAUGGCAAUCACCCCAAUCUGGCAAUCGAAUGCUUUACAUAGA